Atta colombica is the source of this 48667-nucleotide messenger RNA. It is a transcript of the gene Msp300, whose product is annotated as nesprin-1-like. Bases 343 to 48225 code for a protein of 15960 amino acids. The transcript is spliced from 52 exons. NCBI's taxonomy places the organism in Eukaryota, Metazoa, Arthropoda, Insecta, Hymenoptera, Formicidae. The record is from RefSeq and is a predicted model, not a curated record. Gene Ontology annotation, cellular component: meiotic nuclear membrane microtubule tethering complex; nuclear outer membrane; cytoplasm. Gene Ontology annotation, molecular function: actin filament binding. Gene Ontology annotation, biological process: nuclear migration.
UGCGCACUCCGCUGUUAUGGGUGCUGACAGAAAAUCAGCCCGAGAUAUACUCGUAAGCAGAGUUAAAGUUUACCGAUUCGAUUGAUAGGACGACUAGACGCGUCUGUAAAUACUCGUACGCUCUUGACAGUCAUUAAAACGGAGCAGGUGACGUGAAUGCGGCAUAUGUAACCUAGUGUAAGGGGUGUGGUGCCGGGAGAACAGGUGCUGAAGAGUUCUCGCGCAUAAAAUUAGGGCGAGGGAAGGGAAGAAAGAAGAACCGGACUGAUUAGCGGACUCAAUGAACGUGACAUGCCGGUUGAUGAUUCUUGAGAAAAAACAAUGAGAUAAAAGAACACGAAUAUGUCGCGGACAACAUCACCCAAAGGUAGUCCAACACCGCCGAGGGUAGAUAGCCCCGGCAGUGGCGGCGCCGAUGGUAGGGGCAGUCCAAGAACGCCACGUGGUACUCGGCUGAAGGACCGAGUGAGUUUUUUCGAACAGGUCUGGUCGACUGGACGUAGUCCCAGCACCGAGGAUCUCCUGGAAGACUCGGACGCGCGCAGACCUAUCCGGUCUCCAACACAUCAGCGACCAUCUUCUAGAACAAGUGAUUCUUCAUUCGAGGAAAGCUUCGAGCGAUUAGUGGAGGAAGGCGAGCUGAACGGCGCUAAGGUCGUGAAGUUUGAAAAAAUCACCGUGAGAAAGAGCGUACGUGCGAUCAGUUCGGGUAGUACUAACGACAACACUGCGGUUGUUCAGCAGCGUGUCUUGACAGAAUCAAGUAGAACUCCUAGCGAGGAGCACAUCCUCGAGGACUCGGCCUAUCAAAGUCAUAGUCAUGGCGUGCAGAGUCACGGCAGCAAGUCUAGCUCGGUCACCUCUUUUACGAGGUUCCCCUCAGAAGAGAGCCUAUCGCAGAGAAGAAGUAGCAGUCCUCGAGUCCAACAAUUGGGCGCGGAUGAACGGCCGCCCGCGGAGUGGUACGCCGAAUAUCGCAAUCAGAGCUUCCAGAAUGUCGCCGCGAGAAUCGAGUACGUGCGCAGCAGAAGCGAGUAUGACGCACACAUCGCUGAGAUCAAAGACGAACAAGAACGCGUGCAAAAGAAAACCUUCAUAAAUUGGAUCAAUUCUCAUCUCUCGAAGAGAGUUCCUCCGCUUCGUAUCGAUGAUUUAAUCGAAGAUCUUAAAGACGGCACGCGUCUUCUCGCCUUACUCGAAGUUCUUUCAGGAGAGAAACUGCCUGUAGAGAGAGGCCGUAAUCUAAAGAGACCGCAUUUCUUGAGUAAUGCCAAUACUGCGUUGCAAUUUUUACAAGGCAAGAAAAUCAAAUUAGUGAAUAUAAAUUCAUCUGAUUUGGUCGACGGACGACCACCGGUAGUAUUGGGCCUAAUAUGGACUAUCAUUUUGUAUUUCCAGAUCGAGGAGAAUACUAGAGCCCUCGAGUAUCUUGGACAAACAUGGGGCAGUCAGAGCAGCCUCGAAAGCCUUGGUACUCAGGGUUCGGCGGCAAGCGAAAGAAAACGCAUCAGCAGCGAAAAGUGGAAGCAAAGUGCACGGAAAACCUUGCUUCAAUGGGUCACCAAUGCCUUGCCGAAAGAUGUUGGUAUUAAAGUUCGAGACUUUGGAGAAAGUUGGAGAGACGGAAAUGCUUUCUUAGCCAUUAUCGAUGCCAUAAAGGCUAAUUUAGUAAACAUAGCAGCUAUGAGAGAAGCGUCGAAUAAAGCUCGGCUAGAAACAGCCUUCCAGGUUGCCGAGAUCGAAUUAGGUAUUGCCCGAUUGUUGGAUCCUGAGGACGUGGACGUACCGCAACCCGACGAAAAAUCGAUUAUGACAUACGUUGCCCAAUUUUUGCACAAAUAUCCAGAACCAGGAAACACAGCUCCUGAUUCUUUCGCAGCUAUACAAGAAGAAUAUGACAAUCUUCUUAAAUGGCUAAAUGAGAGAGUCAGGCAUCUCGAACAACUUGAUAGAACAAAUGCCUAUCCACAAAGUUACCCGGAAUAUACGCUGUUUAGAGCAGAGACUGAUGAGAAAUCAAUUAUAUAUAAAAAGAUGCAAAGUUUGGUCGAUACACCUAGUAUGAUAAGUAUCACACGAGAUUCUUGGAGACAUAUACAAAUGUUGUGGCAACAAAUGGAACUCUUUAUGCUGCAUUGGCUUUGGUUACUUGAUUCAGUGUUACCGGGAGAAUUAGGAGAAGUUGGUAGAUGGUUAGCAAGAGCUGAAGCUCUCUUACAUUCAGACAAUAAUAUACCACAAGAAAUGUCAGAAAGUACGGCGAAUAUAAUCUCGAAUAAGUUAGAAGAUCAUAAAAAAUUUUUCCUCGAUUUACCGACAAUGACGGAGAAAUUCCAACACGCCAAGAACUCGCUGUUGGCGCGACAAGUCCGGCCUGAACAAUUAGAUAAUAUGUCCGCGCGCUUCGAUAGUUUGCCUGAUCGUGCCGCUAAAAGAAGGGUGAAAUUAAAGUUCUUAGAACACAAAUGUUGUUUGAUUGCUUUCCUAUAUCUCGUCGAGACCAAAUUGAAAGGCUGGAACAUUAAAUAUGGGACGGAGGAGAAAGUGCAUCAGAUGUUGGAGCAAUAUCGUAACUUUGUUUCUCGAAAUAGAAUAUUCCAGGAAUUUCAAAAGGCUUACUUGGAUAUGCAGCAAGUCGCAGAAGAAUACAAGCGUGACGUUGAUAUUGAUCGAGAAGAGAACCUCAACGUUGAUCGUUUUAUGCGCGAGACGGCCGAAAAAUGGAAAAACGUGUCGAUGGAUUUGCGCUGCGUCCAGAGUAUGCUCGAAGAAGUUGUCGCAUAUUGGCGUCGUUGGACUAUUGUCUCAGAUGAAUUCGAAGCAUGGCUACUUCGUGCUGAACCUGUCCUGAAUCUCCCAGAGGAGGAAAGAAUGGAGUUCUUUCAAGAUAUCAGCGUAUGGAAAGAUAAGCAUCAACAAUUGUCGGAUACUGUAAGCUUUCUAAUUGCCACAUCCGAUGAAUCGGUAGCAUUUCGAUUGAAGGAGCGUUACGCAAAUCUGACAGCAAGAUGGGAACAGCUCUUCCAAGAGGCCAAACAGUACAUGCAUGCGGGUGAUCUCAUUCGAACGAGAAAGGAUUACAAGGCGGGAGUAGAGACUUUGCAGAAUUGGUUAAGAGAUGCCGAGGCUGCUUUAUCAACUACCGGAUUAAGCUCCACCGAACGGAUCAAAGCUUACGGAGAGAAACUGCAGACUCUUCACAAUGAAGUCGAGGACAUUGAAAAUCUCUUUAAAAAUAUCAGUAAAAAAUUCCAAACUCUUAUCCAGGAUUUGUCCCGCGACGAAGUCGAUAAAAUGAUGAACACUCUAAAGAAAGAGAAAGAAACUCUUGUUAAGGUACGUGCUUUGAUUCCGAUGCAAUUGCACUUGUAUCAUCAAUUAUUGGUGCAACAAGAAUCUCUAGAAGCAGGGCAGAAAGAGAUAUCUGCGUGGUUAGAUGAAGCCGAAAAUUUUUUGGCCAACAUCAAUCUCGCAGGUGGUAGAGACGCUGCCUUGGCUCAAUUAGAUCGUCAUAAAGCCUUUUUCUCGAGAACACUUUACUAUAAAUCUAUGCUGGAAUCUAAGAAUAAAGUAUUCGCUAACAUCGUCAAGGCUGUGGAUAGUCAUGCCGACGUAGAGACUGCCGAAGGUGGAGCUACCUUAAGAGAACUUAAUGAUCGAUUUAUUAAGAUCUCUCAAGCAGCGCAAGUCUGGGAACAACGUUUACAAGAAUCUGUGCGCCGUUGGACGAAAUUUAAAGAGUGCGAGCGACAAAUCUCUGAAUGGCUUUCGAUUGCAGAAACAAUGAUCAAUGAAAAGCACAUUGAUAAUCGUCAAUCCGUCGAAUAUCACAAAAAUUUCUUCGGCAAAGUCAAUGAAAAGUGGAUACAAGAUCUCGUGAAGGCCGGCCAAGAUCUUCGGAAUGUAUUACCAGUUGAUCAACAAUUUCCCGUCGCAAAAACGGUAGAGAAUCUUCAGAAUCGUUGGAGAGAAAUACUCACUUUUGCGCCGCUUCAUUUGAUGAAGCUCGAGUUCCGCCUAGAUGAGGCUAGCUUCCUUCAAUAUCUCAAAGAAAUCGAGAUGGAAAUUAGUUCUGAGCAGCAAGCACUUAUUAACAAUGACGAUGUGGAUGGUAUUCAACAGCGCAAUAAAGAAUUUUUCGUGAACCGCGGCACCGUUCUCGAAGUCGAGCGUUGUCUACAGACCUUGAAAAAGAUAAGUGAUGCUUACAACAAACUCAAGCCAAAAGAUACUAGCUUGGUUGAUGCCGCGCAAAAUGCCGAACGUUUGUGGGAAGAAACUGCACAAAAAGUGGAGAACUUAAGGGAACAAUUGCGAGAAAUUCCACAACAAUGGGCAACUUAUAGACAGAAGUUCGAUGAGAUGGUACAUUGGAUGGACCAUGUUGACAGUACGUUGAGAACCAUUUUACAUGAAGUCAAUACUUUAGAAGAAUUUGAGAAAGAGAAGACUAUAUUUCAGAAAAUCUGUCGCGAAGCUGAUAGCAAGCGUGAAGAAAUGAAAUGGCUGGUUCAAACUCUCGACAACUUGACAUUGAAUCGUUCGGAUCGCGAAGCACUCACUGCGCAGCAAAAUUUGGAGCAACUGAUAACUCGAUAUAAGAAUUUGAUUCCAACGAUCGAAAUUACAAUGACGAAGACAGACAUCUAUUCGAAAAGUUAUACUUAUCGCAAAGAAGUACGCGAAGUAUGCACUUUGUUGCGCAAAGUUCGCGAACAAUCAAAAGUUGAAGUCACACCUGAGGUUCCUGAAAAAUUACAAAACGCCGUGACUCAUCAGGAAUCCCGUCUUAAUCAAUUAGAGCAACAGCGAGCAACCAUUGUCAGUAUGUUACAACGCGGUAAAGAUCUUCUGAAAGAUCAACAUGCUCCACCUUUCGUCUCUUCUGAAGUUCAACAAUUAGAAGCUAACUGGAACGAUACAUAUGGCCAAAGCAUGGAGAUAUUAAAAUCUUUAAAAGAAUCACAGAAACUCUGGAACACUUAUCAAGAACAAAAGAACGAGAUUUUGAGAUUGAUUGAACAAGCUGAGAAAGAAUUGCGUCAAAUUGAAUUAGCAUCUUAUUACGAUGCCGCUCAAGUAUCUUCCGACCUGCAGAAGAAACAGGAAUUCAAUACAAAUUUGAAAAAGUCAGCCGAAGAAAUGAUAAGGAAAUUGCGCGAAACAUAUACUAAUCUUUCUCAAACAUCCGCACCAUCAAGCAAACAAGAGAUUUUAGAAAAAGAAGUGACGGAAACUGAACAGAAGAUAGAACACACGUUAAAGAUUGUGCGCGAAAAAGUUGUUUAUCUUCAGGAACAUAGCACUCAAUGGAAUAAAUUUCAAUCAAAGCUUGUGGAGCUCCGAUCUUGGGUUCAGCAAGCUGCGCCUCAAUCAGUUGCAAACAUAGAAGAUUCUACAGCAUCACCUGAGGAAAAAGUUCGUAAAACAGAAAAUCUACAGAAAGAAAUCAAGGAAAAAGUAUUAAUUUUAAAUGCAUUAGAAGACGAAUCCCGGAAACUUGUGAAAGAAGAUAGUGAUGAUACACCGGCAAAACAACUCCGUGGCGACAUUGAGAAUCUUCAUAAGGCAGUUGAAUCGUUGAAUAAGAGCAUAAUAACGCAACGUGAAUUGGCUACACAAAAUCUUGCAACAUGGAGAGAAUAUGAAGAAGGCAUUCAGAAGAUAAAACCUUGGAUUGAACAAGCGGAGUCGAAGGCAGCUACGAUGGGCAGCAAGCCUACUACUUUGGCUCAAGCCACGCAAAUGUUAGGAUCAGCCAAGGCUUUUCAAGUUCAAUGUCAACAAUAUCUUCCAAAAGUCCAGAGUUUGUCAACGAUUAGUCAGCAGAUAACUGGAAGAACAGUGGCACCUGAUGAAGUCGACGCUGUAUAUACGCGGUGGAACGCAGUUCAUGACGUGGCAGUACAAACGACGACCAAACUUGAUAAAUUAGUCUCAUCAUGGAACACCUUCGAAUCAGAAGCAAAAGAGUUUAAUGAAUGGUUGCAGAAUAGUGAAAGGGAAGCUCUCAAAGAACCCAAUGUUCAAACACCCGAAGCCGCAAAGUUGGAAAAGGAAUUGGCACAUUUGAAAGAAUUCAACAAGAGUAUAUCCGAUCAUCAAGCUCAACUGAUAUCACUGACUCAAGUUUCCGAUCAUAUUAGCCAUGGUUUAUCGCUAGACGGCGCCUCCGCAUUGAAAGGUCGCGUUGCUGAAAUGAAGAUUAGAGUAAGCAAACUCGCAGACACAGUUCGACAUUACAUUAAUCGUGUCUCUGACUCGUUGUUAGCUAGACAAGAAUUCCAGAUGAAGAUCACCGACUUUGAAAAUUGGAUGACAAGAUUGAGAUCUAAUAUCAAUGAAAUCGGAGACGUAAAUGUGGAUAAUGUUGAUACUAAUUUGCAAACAAUGCAUGCUUAUCUUCAAGAACAUUCGGAAAAACAACCGGCAUUUACAACGAUUUACAACGAAGUAAAACAAUUAUCAUCGCGAGGUUCUAUGUUGGAAGCCGCCGCAUUGGAUGAAACUUACACGUCAUUAGCGAAGAAAUACAAGGCGCUCGAAGAUGACUUAAAAGAAAAGAAGAAAGGCUUAGAAAAGUGGAUCGAACUUUUGAACUGGCAUAAUGACGCCAAUGCGCAAUUAAAUCAUUGUAAAUAUGAAUCUGAAGCUAGAAAACCAACUAUCGCUGAUCUCGAUAGAUUUUCUUCGGAACUUCAAGUUGUACAUACAAAGAUCAAUACUUGGAAGGAACUUGUCCCGUUAAUGGAUAGCACUCUGGGAAUACAUAUUCGUGACAAGCAAGAGAGACCAAUUACUGCAACUUCUUUACUGAAUGAUCUUGAGUCCAAGGCCACAGCUUUGAAGACAGAAUUAUCUGCUAAGAGAGACAAAUUGGAGAAUCUCGAUGCUAAAUGGGAUAACUUUAGAAAAUUACAACAAAAAAUUACGGAAAAAAUUGUCAACACUCAGACGAGCUUGCAAAACAUCACAUAUACCGUUGAUAUUUGCGAAAAACUCACGCCGGCAAUCGAAAAGAUAGACGAUUUAAUCGAAGAUCAUCAAAGACGAGAAUCGGAAAAAGAAAGCCUUCAUCAAGAAGGUGACAAUUUGAUGAAGGAGGAUCAACGAGCGAUAACUAAUAUUCAGGUAGUAGUUUCUUCAGUGGAUGGAAACUGGGAAAAGGUUAAUGAACUUCUGCGUGAGCAGAGAAGGAAAUAUGCUGAAAUGGAUGCCGACUGGAAACAGUAUCAGGAAGCUAAGGAUAAGUUAAACAAGUUCAUUGACGAAGCGAAGAACCUUUGUCAGUCGGUCAAAGAUGUGUCAACUGAUAUCACCCAGGCAAAUGUUGCUUUGGAAAAACAUAAGAGAGCUUCAGAGAUUUUAAAGAAGGGUAAAAUAUUUCUGGAUAAAAUGGAUGGCAAGGCGCAACAAUUAGCGAAAGAGACAUCGUUAAUGCCGAACUUCAAGACAAGUCUAAUCGAAUCGGAUUUAUCCAAUAUACGAAAAAAAUAUAACGAGAUUAAUGCUAAAGUAAUCGAUCGGACUCAAACGUACGAAACACAGGUUAUCAUCUGGAAGCAGAUCGAAGAAGCAAAAUAUGAACUUACAAAGUGGCUUAGCGACACGAAUGAGGCGCUCAUUGCGGCUUGUGAUCGUUUACUCGACGCUGAGAAUGGACAAGCAUUAUUGAUUAAAUAUCGCGAGGAAUUACCAAUAUAUCAACAACUUCGUCAAGGUAUCGCCACGAAGAGCGAACAACUCGUCAAACUGAACGAUGACGCGAGCAUAUCAACUUUGGAAUCCCUUAAUGAUUUAUUGGAUGAUCAAUUUAAGGUUGUUAAACAGGCCGCAAAUAACCUCGCGUCGUUCACCUCAACUUUCAACGAGAAAGAAAAAAAUAUCAGGCAGGAGUUGAAGAAAUGUAGUGAUACGAUAUCAAAGAUUCGCGAAGAGAUAAUCAAGUGCGAUGAUUUAACUGGCGAGAAUACUAAGAUUAUGUAUAGAAUCAAUAAAUGUCAAGAAUUGAAGACCGAACUGGAAAAGUGCGAUUACACACUUUCAGAACUUGACGAGAAAUUAACAGAUAUGGUAUCAGAAUAUCCAACUAUAUCGAAAUCUAGCUUACCAAAAGAACUGCAAGCAUUGCAACUCCGUAAAGACGGCGUAGCUAGUCAUGCUGACAAGGUUAACGCAACGUUGGUAGCCUUCUUGACAAAACUCUAUCACGAAAAGUUUGGCGCUCUGCAACGCUUAGUAGCAACUCACAAGGAAAAAGUAGCCUGGUGCGAACCCGAACAGAGCAGCGAUCGUUAUAAUCUUGAGGUAAAGAUGGCCUCGUUGAUCGAUGUGGAAGAUGGUAUUGCUGAUUGCGAGACUCGAAAAGUGGAUACAGAUAAUUCAUUGACACUUCUAAGCACUGUCGAGAGCAGCGAGAUCAUUUCUGCUCUUAGAGACGAACGCGACAAAGUUACUGCCGACCUGGAGUCCUUGAAAGACAGCUAUCGCAAAAUCAAAUCUGUACUGCAAGAAAAUAUUGCUUUGUGGCAACGAUACGAAUUUACAUCAGAAAACGUAAUUUCCUGGCUCAAAGAGAACGAAAAUAAAAUCAGAAUGGAGGCCACGAUGCUUCUAAAUCCAAACGAGAUCGAUGCAAAGAUUGCUGAAAUAACACAACUUAAGGAAAAAGUCGAGAAUUAUGAAAACGAGAUGAAGGAUCUGAUCGCACUCGGAGAGGAAAUAACCAAAGUUAAUCCAGAAUCUCGCGUGACUCAAUAUGUCGGACAUUUAAAUACGCGUUAUCAUUCGGUUCUUAAAUUUUUGGUUCAACAUUUAGACAGACUCAGAGAACUCAAACAAAUUAAAGGCCAAUAUGCUGCUAAUGUAAAGGAACUGGAAUCGUGGUUACUAAACGCGGAGCAGAAAUUGAAAACUUUUAACGAGAUCAGCGGUCCGAAACCAAUGACCUUCUAUCAGUCUCGCUUGAAAGAAUUAAAAGCGUUUGGGGAGGAACGCGAAACUGGACAAGCAAUUUUAAAUCGAACAGCGGAAGCGGGUGAAACACUUUUCGCGAGGAUAACACCAGAUCACAGGGAACUCAUCAGAAGUGAGCUACGAAAUUUGCGUAGUCGGAUGGAAGCAUUGGCCGAUCGCACAAACGUAAUUUAUAAGAAAAUCGAGAGCGACAUGAUGCAUCGAUCCUCAUUCGAGGACAAGUAUUCCCAAGUAAAGCAGUGGUUAGUUGAGGCACGAAAGAAAUUAGGUGACAAGCAAGAUCUGCUACCGUCGCUUCAAGAAAAGAAACUCGCUUUGCAUUUGUAUAAAGCUAUUGCACAAGAUGUAGGAGUUCAUCGAAAUAUCUUGGAACAACUUCAGGACAGGCUCGGAACAGCACCAGACGACGAAGCUAGCGAGAUGCUCAAUAGCGUGAUUGAAGCGCAUGAAAAGCUAUCGGAAGACGUAGAUGAUAGAAUCGGUAUAAUGGAAAAGUACGUUGCAAAUCAUGAGGCCUAUCUUCAGACGUUCGAGAAGACGCGAGAUUGGAUUAACACGGUAGUAAACGAAGCGGCGCCCAUCAGUGAGGAUCUCUCAAUAGAUCGAGAUGCAGCUAAAUCUAAGAUUGUUUUAAUCGAGAACGUAUUGCAACAAAAACCAGAGGGCGAUAGAAUUAUAGCCGAUUGCAAUCAGCAAUUAAAUAUCAUUUUGGAGCAAACCUCGAUAGCUGGUCACUCCACAUUAUUGAAAGGUUUCGAACAGCAGAAAAAAGUUUGGGAGGAUUUCCUCCAACGAUGCGCCUCAAGCAGAGAUAAAUUGAAUCAUCUAUUCAACCAAUGGUCCGAAUUUGAAAAAGUAGUCGAGAGCCUAGAAUCUUGGCUCAAACAAAUCGAAAUGCAGGUGAAAGAUCAAAGCUUGAAGAGUACUGAGGAAACUAAACGCGCGCACUUACAAAAAUUGAAAUCCCUCGAAGAGGCUAUCAUAACAAAGGGCACAGAAUUUAACGCUGUGGUUGAGAAAAGUCAAGGCGUAGAAGCGGAAUCCGACUUGGUUACUAAAGUAUCUCGUCAAGCUACUAGAUACCAAGCAAUCAGGAAUCAAGCAAAAGAAGUUGUAGCGAGAUACGAGCAAUAUGUAAAAGAGCACAAUCUGUUUAACGAAAAGUAUAAUCAAUUCUUGAAUUGGAUCAAUGAAGUUCAGAACGAGUUGAAGAAACAUAGCGAAAUUGUUGGCGAUUUGGCGGUGCUACAAAGCAGACAGAAGCAUAUCAGGGAUCUCGGUGACGUUCGAACUCGCGAGAAUGCUCGUUUCGAAUCUGUCAUCGAUCUCGGUGAGAAACUUUAUGUGCACACUUCACCGGAUGGUAGAGAGAUAAUCAGACAACAAUUGAGAAAUCUACGCAGCAUGUGGGACGGAUUUUCCGAGGAUUUGCAAAGUUCGAUGCAGAAAUUAGAUCAAUGUCUAAUGCAGUUCGCUGAGUUUUCAUUGUCUCAAGAGCAAUUAACGACUUGGCUGCGAGACGUCGAGCGCGCAAUGCAUCAGCACACAGAACUGAAAUCAUCGCUGGAGGAAAAGCGCGCACAAUUGCAAAAUCACAAGAUCAUGCACCAGGAAAUCAUGUCACAUCAGACGUUGGUCGAAUCGGUUUGCGACAAAGCGCAACAAUUGGUCGAUCAGACGAAGGACACUUCUUUGAAUGUCUAUUUGCAAUCCAUCAAACAGCUCUUUCAGAAUAUCGUCGCCAAGUCUCGAGAUUUGUUAGAAAAUUUAGAGGAUUGUUGCGAAAAACAUCACCGUUUCAAUCUUCAAUGUAAAUGCUUCUCCGACUGGUUAAAUGGAGAACGAGAAAAGCUAGGAGAAUGCAAUGAUAUAACGGGUGAACGAUCUGAAAUAUCUCGUAGAUUAACGAGCUUAACAUUGUUAAAAGAUGACCAGGCACAGGGAGCAGAACAUCUCACCAAGUUAAAGGAAUUCAGUGAAGCUGUGGCUAAUAGCACCGCGCCGAAAGGUCGAGAAGUUAUCAACAAGGAAGUGAUUACCUUGGAAAAUAAUCUGCGCCAAUUCCUGAAUGAAAUUGAAUCUGUAGAGGAGCGACAGAAAGCAGCUUUGAAAAGAUGGCAGAAUUUUGAAGAUCAGCUCGAAGCUCACACAAAAUGGUUCCGUUCUAUGGAGGCGACAUUCCGAGAUCAACAGUUGCAGUCUACGUUAAAAGAUAAAGAAGCACAACUUCGCGCGUUUAAAGAGAAACGUGAGAUUAUUGCGCAGCAAGAGCGGGAGAUAGAUGAAUUCGUGGACAAGUCACAUAGUUUACUGCACGCGAGUGGUAUUGAACGCAUCAAGCCAUUAAUUUCCCAAGUUAGCAACAGAUAUCAAUUGUUGCACGUGCUUAGUAAGGAAGUAAUAAACCGUUGCCAAAGCAUCGUAGAUGAUCAUCGCGCUUACGAAGAAAAAUUGAAAGCUAUUGAUGUUUGGCUUACACCUCUCGAAAAAAACUUAGCUAUUUUGAAGGAAGAUGAGAUUGGUGGAGAUCUCGAAGCGAGGAACUCGCGUUUACAAGUUUUGCUAGCCGAAAAAGAGCAAGCUGAACACCGUUUAACUAGCUUAACGUCUCUCGGUGAAAGGAUUCUUCCAGACACUUCCGCUCAAGGGCGUGAAGUAAUCAGACAUGAAUUGCGAAACGCUCGCGAAAGAUGGGAUCGUUUGGCAGAAGGCAUCACAGAGCAACAGAAAAAGCAAGAUGCUCAAUCUUUACAAUGGUCUAGUUAUCAAGAAACUCUACAACAGAUUCUCACUUGGUUAGAUACAAUGGAACGUGCAGUUAAACAAGAUUCCUCGAUGAUGUGGUCCUCCUUGCCAGAAAUAAGAUCAAAACUACUCAAAUUGAAGACAUUACAUCAAGAAAUCUUGGCUCAUAAACGUCUCAUCGAAGGCAUUUCCGAAAAAGCUAACGCUUUGGUUCAAGUUACUCAAGUUCCAUCAAACGUUCAUGAAAAAGUCAUUUCAGUUUCAAAGAGAUACGAAAAGUUAGUGGAUACAUCUCAGAAAGGAAUAUUGAGCUUGGAAGCAUUACUCAAUAUUUUCCAGCAGUUCCACGAUCUUCAGAAAGCUUAUCAAGAUUACCAGAAACGUCAAUGGGAACGUUUAGCAAAUUACAGUGACUAUACAGGAAACAAAACUGCUCUUCAAGCUAGAUUAGCUAAAAUUAUAGAGAUACAGGACAGUCAAAGCGAAGGUGAAAUAAAACUGAACGUCCUUGAAGAACAUGUUGCGCAGAGUGCGCAUACUUUGCCACCUCGCUCGCAAGAAUCUAUGGAAAGAGAUUUAGCGAAUCUUAGAUUCGAAAAUAAGAAAUUCACUACAGCCGUAAACGAUGUGGUACGUUGCAUCGAAGAAAGAAUACAACAAUGGAGUGAAUACGAAAAUUCAUUAGAACGUUUGCUUGCUUGGCUUACUGAUGCCGAGACAUCAUUGAAGAACUAUUGUCUGAAGAACACGCUUGAAGAGAAGCAGGAGCAACUUGAAAAAUAUCAAUCACUGAUUGUAAAUCUCCGGCAAAAUGAAGCCGAAUUCGAUAAAAUGAGUGAUGAUUCGUCGGAAUUGAUGCAGAUCAGUGGCGAAACUCGAUUUUCUGUCAGCGUUCAACAAGUCACAUCACGUUUCCAAUCAAUUCAGGCGACCGCUAAGGAACUGGUAAAAAAAUGCGAACAAGCAGUAAUUGAUCAUGCUAGCUAUUUAGAUCGUUAUAAACAGUGUUCCGAAUGGCUAGCGAAUGCAAGAGUGCGUUAUCAGUCCUCCAAGGAAAAUGUCAGUGAUACUCGUCAAAAGCUGAUUUCAAAUGUGGAAACCUUAAAAGAGCUUUUGGCUCGUCAAUCCUCGUCUACUCUCUUGAUAAACAGCACUGUCGAGGCUGGCGAACGAUUGUAUCCUAUGACCGGCACAGAGGGCCGAGAGAUUAUUCGUCAGCAAUUACUGGAUCUCCAGCAAGCCUUCGAAGAGCUUUAUGACGGUAUCGCUUUGACUGAACGUGAGUUACAGGCGAAGAUCUCGCGGUGGUCCGGUUUCGACGAAUGCAGCGAGACCUUCGAGAACUGGUUGAAAAAUACAGAAGCUCAAUUGAAGCCAGAAAUUGAACUAAAAACUACUCUGGAUGAAAAACGUGCCCAAUUACAGAUCUAUCGCACCAUUUUGCAUGAUGCUCAAACGCAUCAGCAAGACUUACUGGAUCUCCGAGAUAAAGCAGAUAAUUUGCCCGAUCGUACCGAUAAGAUCGAUCAAACGCUGAAUAAUUUAACGAAUAGAUACAAUAUAUUACUAAAACGCGCGAUGAAAUUCGUAGAAAGGUAUGAAGGCAUAGUGAGCGAUCAUCAACAGUAUAGCAAAGCUGUUUUAGAUACGCAUGAAUGGCUGGAUGCCACUCACAAUGCUGUGAGUCUUUGGGGUGACGUGGAACUAGAGAGAGUAUCCUUGCACACAAAUUUGGAUCGCCUAAAGAAUCUAUUGCACAAUCUGCCGGAAGAUGAAUCGCGAGUGCAGCAAAUCAAGUCUCUGGGCGAAAAAGUAAUACCCGGUACUUUGGAAUCAGGACAGAUAAACAUCCGCUCGCAGAUUGAUUCUUCGCAACAAGAAUGGGAAGGCUUAAUCUCAGCGGUUAAGUCUACUAUCGAGUCUUUGGAGAACAAGCUUCAACAAUGGAGCGAAUUUGAGAUAUCGAAGGAACGAUGUUUAGCAUGGAUGAGAGACACUGACACAAAGUUACAUGCCGUCGAUCUCAAGUCCACUUUGGCAGAGAAAAAGACUCAACUCGAAAAAUUACGCACUCUUCAAGGUGAAGUUCGCGCUAAAGAACUAGAAAUUGACGCCGUUGCUGAGCGAGCUCAGCAACUGCAUAAAACUGUUACUUCUCGCACUUCUUACAUAUCGGAUUUGAGUAUCAAAUAUCAACAGAUUUCUAGCAAAGUCAAAGAGCUCAAUAAUCGUUGGCAUCAGUAUGUUACCACGCAUCAAGAUUUCGACAAUCAAUUGGCAGAAUGCACCACAUGGUUGGAAGACAUAAAAAAUAAACUGGCAUACUGCUCUGACUUAAGCGCAUCUUCGCAGAAAGAUUUGGAACAAAAAAUGGAUAUCGUACAAGAUCUAUUAUUAUAUAAAGAGGACGGUUUUGCAAAGGUUCAAGGUAUUGUUGAACUAGCCCAGGCUGUUCUAGCGAAUACAGCUCCUGCUGGCCAUCAAACUAUUAAUGACGCUUUAGCGAAACUUCAGGAACAAUGGAGCACCUUGGCGUCAAAGAUGCUAGAAACCAAAACAAACUUGGACGAUUCAAUAAACAAAUGGGCCGGUUUAUUGGAACAAAUACAAUCUAUUAAGAAGACGGUGGAAUACAUGCAAACAUCGAUCGAUGAGAUUUCACAGUUUCAAACAACGAUGUCAGAAAAAAGAAAUCAAUUGGAGAGAAUCAAAGUACUCGAGGAGAAAGUUCGUUGCGAGAAUAUUGAGGUUGAUAGUCUCAAAUGCAAAGUCGCUGAGAUGAUUGCGAGUGGUCAGCAAGGAUUAGCUGCCUCGCAAGCUCAAGAUAUACUGAACAGAUUCGACGAACUUUUUGAGAAGAUUAAAUCUUUAUUGGCUGAACGAGAGGAACAGUAUAAAGAUCACCGCCUUUACAAAGAAGCUCACGAUGAUCUUAUCGGUUGGCUUAGCCGGGCUCGCGAGAAAAUACCAUCUAUGAAACAGAGAUCACUUAGUGAUAAACUAGCGAUCGAGAGUGCAGUGGUACCGCUCGAAAGUUUGUUGAAUAAGAAAGCUCAAGGUGAAUUGUUGGUGGAACAUUUGCAGCAUACUGGAAAUGUUGUUUGCGCCAGUACUAGUCCCAUCGGACAAGAAGUUAUCAGGAACGAAAUACGAGCACUCACAGAAAGUUUCGAAGGAUUAUUCAAAGAAAUUCAACAACAGAAGAAUCAAUUGGAAGCUACUGUGAGUCAAUGGCGGGAUUAUAAAGAUGAAUACGAGAGACUCAGCGACUGGUUGCAACAGUUUGACAUUCUCAUCAAAGCUCAAAAAAAUGCUCUUUUGCCGAAUCUGAAAGAAAAGGAGAAGCAGGUGAAAGAAGUAAGGGAACUGCUCGAUAACUUAAUACAAGGCCAAGAGCAGAUUGAUAAAUUCAACAAAACGGCUACCGGUCUACUUUCGUCUCACUUGGAUACUUACGUCAACAAUCAGUUGCGACAUUUGAAUUCACGUUACCAGGUGCAAGUGAAUCUCGCAAAAGAUGUAUUAAACAAAGUUGAAACCAAUCUAACUCAACAUCAAGAAUAUGAAAGCAAUCUUGAGAAAGCCCGUGACUGGAUCGAGAAUGCCAAGCAAAUUAUACGUCAAGGAACAGAAGCUGCCUCGAGUAGCAGUCGCGAAGAAUUACAGAAUAGACUUGAUAAAAUCCAGGAAUUAUUAAGAAAACGCGAGGAAGGUCAGAACCUGAUACAUCUCACUGUAAAUUGUGGCGAGAAAGUCAUGAGAAACACGCGAUCGGAUGGUCGUGAAGAGAUCAACGCUCAGUUGAAAGAGAUUCAAAACGAUUGGGAGCGCCUGGUAAAAAAGAUUUCAACCACAAAAGUACAUCUCGAGACGAGUCUGUUGCAAUGGGCGGAUUACAGUUCGUCAUAUUCGCAGCUGCAGCAGUGGAUUAGUGAUCGUGAGGCUAAACUGCAACAAGUGUGCGAGCAAAAAGUUUCCAAAGCUCGAAAAGGCUUAGUUGGAUUGAGCUCUUUGGCAAUUGGAGAAAGAAAGGCGAACUUGCGACAAACUAACAGCAUCGUACAAGAUAUUGUGGCGUUUGAGCCAAUGAUUCAAUCAGUCACCACAAAGGCCGAAGACUUGCAACAAGCGACACCGGCCACGGAGAUUUCGAUUAAAUAUGAGACUCUGAGUAAACAAGCUCAAGAAUUAUAUGCGAAGCAAAAGGAGACUGUCGAACAGCAUCAGGCCUUCAUCGAUAGCGGUAAUGAAUUUAUUCAAUGGGUACGAGUAGCCAAAGAGAGACUUAGCAAGUGCUCGGAGCCUACGGGAGAUAAGGAAUCUUUGGCCAGCAAAAUCACACAGCUUAAAGUUUUACAGAGUGAAUUAUCUGAAGGUCAGAAGAAGCUGGAGAAAGCUUUAGAACAAGGUAAUGCCGCUUGUCAGAUCGCAGACGAUGAAGACAAAGAAAUAAUCGAAGAAGAAGUGGCGCUAUUACAAGAAGAAUAUGAUAAUUAUGUAGACUCGCUGAAUAACACAAAGAGUUUGCUCGAAGUCGGCAUAGUAAAAUGGACUGAAUAUGAGGAUCAAUUCUCCGAAGCUACAGAAUGGCUUACGCAAACUGAACAGUUAGUUCAAACGUUCAAUAAAUUGCAAGAUAGUCUGGAAGAGAAGAAAAACGUUCUCGAACAAUUCCAGAUUCAUUUGCAAACAUUGUUUGAUUGGCAAAAAGAGCUAGACCGCUUGAACAUGAAAGCUCAGAUGUUGUUGGAAACAUGUGCCGACACGAGAAUUUCUAAUGCAAUAACGCAACUCACUACCAAAUACAAUGCAUUGCUAUCUCUGGCUAAAGAAAUAAUGCGACGAUUAGAAUUACAUUAUCAAUUAAUUACUAUUUAUCAAGAAUGUCAAGAUUGGAUAGAGCGCACACGAGACAAAUUAAGCGAGUGCAAAGAUAUUCCCAGUACAUUAAGUGAAGUUAAUAACAAGUUACAUACGUGUAAAACUAUUCGACAGACGUUGGAGCAAGGUCAGAACAAAUUACGUUAUGCUCUGGAAUUGAAAGAAAAAGUCAUUAUGAACACGGAACAAAACGGCGCAGCAAAGAUUCAAGAAGACACCGAGAACUUAAAAAGCGAAUUUGAUAAGUUAUUAGUCGAUGUCGAAGAUGUGAGACAAAGACUGUCAACAAGAGCAAGUAUGUUAGAGGAGCUCAACAAAAUUCACCGACUUAUUUCGGAUUGGUUGGAGGAAGUUGAAGGCAAGAUUCAACCAGGAGAUGUAUACAGAAAUGAUCUUAGUGAGAAACGUGCUCUGUUAGAAAAAUAUAAGAUCUUGCAAAAAGAUAUUCACGGUCAUGGCGAAACGGUGAAUCGCUUAAAGAUUCGUCUUACUGAAAAUCACAGCAUAUCCAAAAGUCCGUACGAAUUGACAAUCAAUAAAUAUGAUAGUUUGAAGAAAUUAAUUUCUGAAAAAAUUCAUAAUUUGGAAGAUCAAGUCAAAGAUCACGAAAAAUUCCAACAAGCUUUGAACGAGGCAGGUGACUGGGUGCGUCAUACAAAAGUCGAACUUCAACAAUAUAGUGAUACUCAUGGCGAGAAAGAACGAAUUAUCGAACGAGAGAAUAAAGUCAAUCAAAUCAUCUCAUCCUUGCCAAAAGGCGACACGUUGAUUUUGAAAGUGAUCGAGCUAAGCGACGUUGUGAUCUCUAAGACAGGACCCGAGGGCCAAGAUUCCAUUAAGCAAGACAUGAAACAAAUACAGGCUGAUUGGAAAUCCUUGCAAGCACAAUGCAACGAUUCGCAACGAACUCUUGCCAACUGCAUCUCAAGCUGGUCCCAGUUCACGAAUACGUUAGAUGGUAUGAAGCGAUGGAUAGAUCAUUUCCAAAAGAAGAUUGCAGACGAACAGACUAAAGAUAAUAAAACUCCAGAGGAUUUAGAGCGUUGUAAAUAUUUGGUGGAAGAGGCAGUUAAACAAAAACCUGUUCUGGAAGACUUGAAUGACAAAUGUGAAGCUUUAUUAGAGAUUAGCGCUUGCAGCUGGGCGCGAGAUAAGACGGUACAAUUGCAAUCAGCGUACACGUCGCUAUUGACCGAUGCGCAAGGGCUCGUCUUCAAAGUCGAGAAGAACCUCGCCGAUCAUACUGAAUUCUUAAAAGCGAAAAAGGAGAUGGAGGAUUGGUUACGCACUGCUCAAGGCUCAGUAGAAGAUUGUAUCGGUGUAGGAGAUACGGCUUGGGCAAAGGAUAAAUUAGAAACCUUGAGGCUGGUGGCGACGCGCAUGACGGAAGGUCAACAUCUACUAUCGACAUUGCAAAAUGCUUUUGCAAAAGCAAUAAACAUGGUUCUUCCAGAACAACAAGAUCAGUUACGAUCGGAUAUGGCCAAUUUACGUUCAAAUUGGGAACAAUUAAGCAUAGAUCUUAAUACGGUUCAAGCUAAAGUAAAGUCGGUUUUGAAUCGCUGGGAGGAUCAUGCGGAAGUGCAUAAUAAAUUUGCAAAGUGGUUAGAAGGGAACGAAGGAAUUAUUAAAGGUUUUCCGGAUACAAAAGGCGAGUUUGGUGAGAUGAAAACAAUGCUUGAACGAUACAAACAUAUUCAAGAGGAAAUUUGUGAUAAAAAAUCCGACUUAGAUCAUUUGAUGACGGAAGCAACGGAAUUGUCAGCAUGGGCGAAAAAUAACACGACGCUAAACGAAACGAAACAUUUAUUAGACCGAUGGAAGACGCUAGCCGAACUUGUCGGCGAGAAGAAAAAGUUUAUGGAAAAUGAGAUGCAAGAGUAUAAUUCGUAUCAUGCUGCUUUACAAGAAACAGAAAAGUGGCUAUUGCAAAUCUCUUUCCAAUUAAUGGCACACAAUUCUCUCUAUAUUACCAACAAAGAACAAACGAUCGAACAAAUCAAACAGCAUGAAGCAUUAUUAGCUGAAAUUCAGAAGUAUCAGGAAGUAUUAGACGAACUAAAAUUGAAGGGUCAUGGUCAAAUAGAUAGAUAUGUCGGUGCGAAUCCUACUAUUAGAUCAACUAUAGAAACGCAAUUGCAAAAUGUUCAGGAUAGUUACAAUUCGUUGUUGAAUACCGCCCUGCAAAUCAAGAAUAGAUUGACAGAGUCUCUAACUAAAUUCCAGGAAUAUGAGAACACUCUGGAGAGUAUCAUGAAGAAUCUAGACAUGUAUGAGACGGAAAUGACUCAAGGAUUAGAAGCUCCAUUGAAUAACUUAAUUUCUGCUGAGCAGAGCCUCGAGAGUGCUCGAACUCUACACAACAAACUUCAAGCCGAAAAAGCUCGAUUGGCAUUAGCGGUGGAAGCUUGCGAAGCUGCGGCGGCAUGCGUCUCUAGACCCGGAAGUCCUCUUGAUGCUCCGCCUAUUCAAGUCCCCGCAAGAGAAGUCGAAGUUAGAACAAGACUCGAUGAUCUCAUUGAUCAGAUGCAAACGCAUUUGGCAAAUGUGAUGAAAACGGUAGGUCAAUUAGAGGAGCAAUUGCGACAAAAGAAUUCGCUUCGUGCUUGGAUUAAUCAGCAGAGAGCCCUCUGCGCUGAAUGGAAGUCACGACCAGCGAAAUUGCGAGAGGAGGCUGCUCAGGCCGAGUUGCAGGCAAUGAACGAAUUGCUCACCAAUGUAGGCGAACGUCGCACUCGCGCAUUAACGGAAUUAUCGAUCCAAGAAGAGGAUCAUGAUAUUGAGGAAGGAUUGAACAAACUGGAGACCGAGCUGACUGAAGCUAUCGCCGGAAAACAAGCAGCACAGGAUCUCAUCCAGAAAUACAGAUCACAAGUGCAGAAUAUUCAAACAUGGUUCGAUGGCCUAUCGAAGAAAGUCGACAUGAUUGAGAAGGGUAGUGGAUUGACUAUCGGUCAGAAAAUUUCAAAUCUUAAAGACAUUACAACCGAAUUUGAAUCUCAGGGAACAGAGAAAUUGGCAGAAGUAAAGAAAUUAGGCGACCAAGUGAUGGACUCGGUCAGCAAUCUAGAUUCUCAGCAAAUAGAAGAGCAAAUUAAGUCGAUAGAGAGACGAUACGCGGACAUUGGUAAGAAGUUACAAAGAAAAGCACAGGUCUUAGAGAUGACGGCACAAGGCAUCGAAGCAACUAGGCGAGAGAUCGAAGAGAAUCGAGAAUGGAUUAAACAGAAAAAGCAACAAGUAAAGAUGCCUGAAUUGCUUGGCUUCGAAAGCAAACAGGCGGAAGAAAGACUUCUCACUCUCAAGGCUAUGUUGAAAGAAACAGAUGGAAAGCAAUUGAUUAUAGAUACAUUGGAAAAGAGAGUUGGAAAUAUGCAGAACGAACUGGAAACCAGCGAGCAGCAGCAAUUAGAAGCUGACACGAAAUCUUUGCGCGGCGAACAGGUUGAAUUAUGCGCCAUUUUGAGAGAAGAAAUAUCCAUCGCGAAUGCGGCAGCUGAUGCACGUCGCAAAUUAGAGACUGAUAUUAAAAAAGCACGAAAUUGGAUAAAGUCUAAAGGCAACGAUUUAAAGAAACUUAGCGGAUAUCUGCCUUUGAGAGCUUCGAAAGUUGAGCAAGAUAUUGCACAACACAGCGGAUUGGAAACGGAUAUCGAUUCCUUUAAUGAAAGCAAUCUUAAAGAUAUUCUUAAACAAGGGCACAAUUUGCUGAAAGAUUGUAAUGCAGACAGUCGCACCAAACUCCAGGCCCUUCUGGACGAUCUAAGUAAGGAUUAUGAGGAAUUGAAGAAGGAGGCGAAAGAAAAACAAGCUUCGUUAGCAGAUCUUCUUCAGGGACGCAAGGCUUUUGAAAGUGAAUUAGACAAGUGUCAACGAUGGAUUAAGGAAGCUGAAGUGGCUACCUCUUCUGAGUUGCGACCUUCCAGUCUUGACAUUCUUCGUGAACAACUUGCUAAGUACGAUCGAUUGAAGAAAGAGGCACAAGAAUACGGUGAUGACAUAGAAAAAAUAAAUCAACAAGGAAAAUCAAUUUUACCGACUGUGAGUGAUGCCGAUAAGCAAGAAUUGAGCGAACAGUUGAAAAAUAUGAAAGAAGCUCACGGACGAGUGGCCGAUGUGAUAAAUGAAAGAGCAAUUGCACUUCAAAAGAAUAUAGAUGAAGCUGAAGAAGCUGCCGCACGAGUGGCGGAGGCAAUUCAAUUCAUGACAGACAUUCAGAAAGAACUUCAUGAUCUGAAUAAACCGAUUGGUGCUCGUGUGGAAGAUGUGGAAGGAAUGUUGGCCGCUUAUGAAAGAAUUUUGGACGAUCUCAAAGCAAAUAAAGCCAAAUUAUCUGAUCUUCAAUCUGCUAAUAUAGGAGAUCUACAUGGUGUUCUAGCUCAACAAGAUGAUUUAAUAAGAAUUCUCGAAGCACAAAUAGCGAAACUUCGUCAGUUGCUGUUAUUACGGCAACAAUUUAUCGCCUUGAUCGCAGAGAUUACUACUUUCAUUGCCAAGUAUACUGAAAUUGUUCGAGAUAUUGAGAAAUCUGGACAAACAACGGAAGAGAAAAUUAAAAGGUACGACGACGCUAUAUUAAAAAUUCAGGAAUGCGAAGCUACUCUCGCUAGUGCAACGGACAAAGGACAGCAAAUAGCGGCGGAAGGUUCGGUUGUAGAUAGGAAUAACGUGACGGAACAACUGCAAUCGUUGAAACAACAAUUACAGGCUCUCCGAAGGGCAGUAGAAACUCAAAGAGAGCAACACGAACUGGCGGCAGCUGAGCAUAGAAGACUCGCUAGUGAAUUGGCAGACAUUCUUGACUGGCUUGAGAGCAAGGAGAAAGAAGUUAAAUCUAGACCAUUGUUGGAAAGAGAUCCAGCGAGCGUUGAAGCAGAAUUAAAGAAACAUCAUGCCCUUUGCGCUGAUGUAAAUGAAUAUCUAGAUAGAAUCAGAAAUCUAAAGGAAUCACUGCGACAUGAAGAAGGAAUGCCUGGAUCCUUAAAAGAAAUGUUAAGCGAAGCAAUUUCUUUGUUGACAUCCUUACCGCGAGAGAUGGAAGAGCGUGGAAAUUAUUUCGAGAGUAACAUGCAGAUGAGAUUGGAUUACGCAGCUCUUACAAAUAAGCUUCACAGCUGGGCUCGUGAAGCUGAGAUUCGGCUCGAGAGCAAUAAAGAAGGACUCGAUUUUGAAAACAUUUUUAGCGAUCUGGAAGAACACAAGAUAUAUUUCAGCUCCGAAUCUUCGAUACGCGAACUCGUGUCACAACAGAUUCAACAGGUGGCAGAUAAAAUCUGGCCGUCUUUGGAUAGUUAUGAGCAGGAAGAACUAGGUGCUCAACAACAGCAGCAUACUCAGUUGUUAAAGAACACUCUUAAUACGGCUAAAUCGCAACGUUCACGGUUGGAACAGGGUGCAGAGAUGUGGAGGGAUUAUACACAAAGCUUGGAACGUGUUCGCGCCGUUAUCAGCAGAACUAAAUUUACGGAUGAACCGGUCACAACAUUAGCUGGAUUGCAAUUCAAUAUUCAGAAAAUUACGCAUGCUCUGAAUGACAUUCAGAAUCAACAAUUCGAGUUGGAUCUUUUAAAUGAACGUGGACAAGAAGUCCUCCGACUCGCAGAUAUUAAUAACAAGAAAGCGAUAGAAUCACAGCUUUCCGAGAUCAAUUUGCAAUGGCGCGAAUUAGUUUCGGGACUCGAAGGACGCAGGGAUGCACUCGAGGCAUUAUCGCGACAUUGGGAAGACUUGGAAGCGCAAUGGGCUCUCAUCGAAUCACGAUUGAUCGCGACUGAGGAAAAAAAUAAACUCGUCGAUACAGUGGUGCGAUCGAAACAACAUUUACAUGAUACUGUUAAAGUAUUAGAAGAACUUGUAACGGAAGCUGAAAAACUUAAACCUGAAACGGAAGAAGUGAAGAGUUUGGCAGGACCUGUACUUGCCUAUCUCGCAGCGUUUACGGAAGCACCAGCACGAAAUCUUGAGGAACGCCUUGAGAAACUACAAAAAUCCGUCGAAUCACUCGUCGGCUCUCUUCGUGGGAAGUCCGAGAAGGCGAACGAGGAUCUAGAGGCGCUCGAAAACAUCGAACGUGAAAUCGAGCGCCUGCGAAAGCGACUAAACGAGACGCGCGAAAACGCGUCGAACUUAUACGUUUACGGCGUUGAUCAAGACGCGAUCGAGAUCGAACUGGGAGAGCUGAACUCACAGGUUGAGGAUCUCGUUGAUACCGUCAAGAACUUCUCAGGAAGCAUUAAGGCGCGGUACCAAGCUAGCCAGCAGCUAGUACCAAGUGACAUUACCCAGCAUCUGACCGCACUCGAGCUUUGUGCCGAAGCAACGACACAAACAAUGGAAGAAAAACAGAGAGAGCAGAAACGUGCUAGGACUGUUAGGUCGGAUUAUCUAACCGACGUGGACGAGGUGCAAGCAUGGAUUCGACAAGCCGAGCUCAAGGUACAGGACAGAUCAAUCGAACCGGCUAUCCUCAGAGAAAAUCUCAGACAAAUACAAAAUGAGCUGGGCACGAUUAGCGAUAAGCUCGAACGACUGACGAGGAAUGGGCAAACCAUCGUCAAGAACACGAGGGACGACACCGAAAAGGAGCUAAUCAAUAGCACGAUCGAUAAUCUUACUGAACAACUAGCGCAAAUCAAGAGUUGGUUGGAAGAGAAAAAACAAAUCGUGGGCGACACCUUAGAUGCCUGGCAGAGGUUCCUUGCACUUUAUGAGGCUGUUAAGACAUGGACGGAGGAAAAACGACAAUUCCUAGUCGAACCACUGAAGCUCAGCACUCUUCAGCAAGCCAGACAGAGAUUGCACGAAUAUUCGACAGCAGUCAAGAGCUGCAAGCAGGUGAAUAAAAAUCUUAGUGACAUGGGCAGAGAAUUGGAGAAUAUCGGUCAGGUAACUACCGUGGCGGACCUACCAGAGAAGUUGGCCGAAGCGGAAGAGGGCAAAGUCCAAGUUGAGGGUCAACUAUUGGAAAGGAAUGCAUUACUGCAAGAGGCCAGUGAAGAAUGGGAGCAAUGCGAGAGGAAGAUGAAGGACGUGCGGAGCUGGAUGGAGAAGGCCAAGCAGACGCUGGAAUUGCCACAGAAUAAGAAGAAACCGUUGCGCGAUCAACAUGCUAUUCGUGAGAAAAUGCUUAGCGACAUCGCAAUUCAAAAAACAAAGAUCACGAUCUCCGUAGAAAAGCUCGAGGUGCACUUUAGGUCCGGUAUCGUCGGCGACAACCGGGUGAAAGAUAUUGCCGACGAUCUGAUCGCCGAACUCAAUACUCUUCACAGCACCGUUAAAGAACAGACAACUUCUUUAGAAGUUUGCUUAGCGCAGAUAGAUCAGUAUCAACAGGAAAUUCAACAGUUGAGACAACACAUUGUGCAGGUGGAGCAACAAUUGAGGACGGUGCUCAGCCCGACGUAUAUGCCGAAUGAUCGAGAAAAAGCUCUUCAAGAGCAACAGAGCCUGCAACAACGGAUGGAGGAUUGGAAGCAACGCAGCAAGACAUUGGUGGAUCAGAUACACGAGGUGGAUCCAUACUACAUACCCACCAACGAGUACCGGUUCAUAGGCCAAGCCUCGUAUGCCGAUAUUGCAGCAGGACGUACCAAUAGUCCAAGCUCGAGAAACUGUAGUCCAUAUAGACAACGAGAAGUCACUCCUCCUACCGUGACCGCACAAGUAUUACGACCCACGGUUAUGCAAACUCAAAAGUUGACUACGGAACAUCCUCUUUCGUUGGACGAGGCACAAAUCUCAAAGAUGCAAAUUCAUAAAAAUGACACGAACAUAAAUAAAUCAAAAUCGCAAUUACAAACCGAAACACGCGUGCCAACAACAGAUGAUCGAAACACAAUCGGUGCGGAAGAAUGUCAGCAAGCUGUAUCAGAAGUCGAAUUAUCCAUGCCACGUCGAGGACGAUCACCUACACGCAAGACAAGCUCAUCCAAAGUGAAAAACCCCAAAAUAAUAGCGGAUCAAGAAGGAGAAAUCGACAAAUGUGAUAAUCUUGAAUCUGGCGUGAAUUCCAGGGAAGAAACGCAAACGGAGCCCGCGAAGAACUCUUUAGCACCAUGUGAAGAACGAAGAGGACGUUCGCCCAGUCCCAUGUGGGUUCCCGGUUCUACUUCCUACGCUGAUAUCCUUCGUGGAUGUAUACAGACAACGCAGAUUACUCCUCCUGCGCAACCACCCAGACAAAAAAUGGUUUCUUUAUCCGAAGAAUCUCGACGGAGUCGAAUGGAAGUUCCUCGCGUGGAAGAAGUCACGGAACAAGAUAUGACAAAUGCUAAAAAGUCUCAACAAGUCACAGAGAUCCAGCAAAUUGUACCGACGCAAGAAAUACAGGCGGAAAAUAUGCAAAUCGUAGAGACUUACUCUCAACCUGAAACGGAGAAAACAGAGGAUCAAAAUUACACUGAAUCUGAACCGACUAAUUGGACUGAUGAGUCCUUGCAAGAUUACAAUGUAUUGCAACAUGUGAAAUCUUAUGAGAAUGUGCCACAACAGCAACCGACAGAGAUCUAUGACUAUAUGAUACCGGAGACGAUGCCGGAAUUGGUAGGUUUCAUCGGGUCUCAUCUUGGAACGUAUCCAGUAAGUUCGUACGUUUACGCGCCGUCCGGUCAUCAUCAGCAAGUACAACAACUCGAUCAAAUAAACUUGAAUCCUUAUGAUAAUAGUUCCUUAGCUUACGCGCCAGAACAUUACGUUGCACCAACCGCAUAUCUUUCGGCAUCGGACAUUUAUCAGCAGACUCCGAUGCAGCAACCCGUUAAUGAUAUGAGACAUACAACUGCGAUAGUGAUGGAAAAACCUGUUGAGGUGCCAAUAAUUAGACAAUCUGAAGUUCCUAAAGACGUGAGUGCGACUGAACUUAUCGAUAAGCCUGAACAGCAAAAAUCUAUGAAUAUCUCAAAUGUAGAAACUUCUACAACGAAUAAAACAGAAGGAAGGAAUACGUCAUCAUUGAAUAAUAUGGAAAAAGGGCAAACCUUUUCGUACGCGCAAAUACUUUCGCAUGGACUCAGUCCACGUGUUACUUCGACACGCAUCGUUAGUGAAUCUACAGCCGCGAAUUAUCAAAGUAAAGAACGUUCCGAUUCGCCAAAAGAAUCACUCGAGUUACCAUCUCGCGAAUUGUCACCAUUGCAGGAACCGAAAUUCAAACAAGAAUCGCCAUCAUUCGCGGUUACAUCUGAUGAGCAAUCUAAACAAUCCAAAGAAAACGAUUGGGACACGAUGAAGAAACGGGAGGUCAGGAAGAGGUAUCAGCACUCGAACGACAAAAUUAAACAGACGGAUGAGAAAAAAUCUCGAAAGCCUAUCGAUAAAUCAAAGGAAAAACAAAAGAACGAAAAAUUAACUCCGCCGAAAAAAUUGGAAAUGCAAGAUGAAUCGUUUCUCGAUAAAAUCAGCGAUAGGCCAAUGCAAAAAGAGGAAAAAGUGCAGCAAGAACAGUCAGCAAUUGAUUUAGAUACAAAUCCAUCGCAAGAAAAGAAACGAAGACAAAAGAAAAAGAAAAUAGAUAAAUCAGUGGGAGACGAAAUUGACAAAGCUCUUAAAGAAAUUGAGGAUAUGGAUAAACAAAAAAUAAGAUCUCAGAAAGACAAACUUAAAGAGCAGAAUAAGGAAAUCAAAUCUCGAGAUUCUGUUAAUGAGACGAUAGAACAACAUAACGAUGAAAGACAAAGCAAAUCUGAUGAAAAGUCCAGGAAAUCAAAAAAAUCUAAAGAAGCAACAAGAACAAAAGAAACUAUAUUUAUGGAACAUGCCAUGUUACCAAGUGAAAUCAAAGCAAACGAUAAAAAUAUUUUAAAAGAUGACGUGGAAGAUAAAAAAGAUACGAAGGAUGCAAAAAUCUCAGAUUCCAAAAAUGAAGAGAAAGUCCAAAAAGAUAUUACCAAGGAAAUGUCGAAAGAAUUGCAACUUGACAACAAUAGUCACAUUAAUUCUAACAAACUCGACAAUGUAACGAAAUGUAAGAACAAAAUUGAUAAAGAUACAAAAAUCAAAGAACAAAACAGAGAGGCUUCAGAAAAUAAAAUGCAGUAUCAAUCGGAUGUUCUAAGUAAUAACAAAAAGGAUAAAAUAAAUAUAGUCGAUGAAAAUAAUGUAACAAAAGAUGUAAAAUUAUUAGUUACUCAAAAAAUCGAAUUGGAAGAUAUAAAUGAAAAAACAAAUACGUCUACAAAAAUUGAAAAUAAAAAACAUAAAGAUGCUUCAAAAAAAGAAAAGAAUAAGACAAAGUCAAAAGAGAUAAAAUUGGAAGCUGAAAAUAGUAAUAUAAAUCAAGAAAAGCUUGAAAUCAGUAUUAAAGAAAUAAUUGAGGACAAAUCUUUGAAAUCAAUUAAACCACUAACUGAUAUUGAAAUAAAAGAUUCCGAAUCAAAGACGCUUAAUAUUACAAAAAUUGCUAGCGAUAUAAAUGAAAGCAAAAAAAAUAAAACCAAUCCUCGAAAAAAAGACAAAGUUUCUAAGAAUAAAAUAAAAUCUGAGGCCAUAAUUGAUCCGUCAUCUAUAAUUUCAACAAGCAAAGUUUUGGAUGAAAUUAAAAUAAAUGUAAACGGUACAGAAAAAUAUGUCGUUUCAAAAUCAGAACAAAUGAUCGAUGCAGCUAAAAUUGCAGAAGCAACAGUAGUUCAAGAAACUACAAAAGAAAUAUUAUUGCCUGAAACAGUUCAACAAACAGCACAGGAAAUUGUACAAAUUGAUAAAAAUGAUAAAACAUAUGAUUCAGCUAGAGUUAAAGAAAGUAAAGAAACAGAGCAUCAAACAAACGCUGAAUUAGAAGUUGAAAGUUUCACGGCAGAAAAUUUAGAGAUCGAUACAAUGGAUGAGAAAGAAGAAAUUAAUAAUACAAAAGUAAUUGAAAAAACUAAAAAACCAGAAGUAGAGAAAUGUCAGAUAAAAACAACGAAACAGAAAAAAUCCGAAAAAACAAAGUCUAAUGUUCAAGAUACAAGAAAAGAAAAUCGUACUGAAAUACCGCAGCAUGUCGAAAAUAAAAUUGAUAAAAAGGAAGAUGAACUUAAUAUCGAAUUUUUAAUUGCACCUUCAAAAGAAACUAUCAUUCAAGAGCAAUUUUCGGAAAAAACAAAUGUGACUGAGCAACAUGUAUCAGUACUUGAUAACAGCUGCCUUUUUCAAUCAAAAACAGACACUGAAAAUAAUCAUGGCGUUAAAAUAGACAAGGAAGAAGAUAUAGUAUUCGGCCAAGUUAAUAUAUCAACUGAAAAAUCUACAGUAUCUGAGACGGAUUUGGCUAAACCUACUAUAAUAACUAAGAAUGUCGAAAUUAUUUCUACUACAGAAACACUCCCUGAAGAAUCUGAAGUUUCUUCAGAAAUAAGUAAUAUCGUUUCGGACAUAGAAGAAAAAUAUCGGAAUAUUAAAAAUGGGAAAUUUGAUCACCAUAAAGAAACAAUGAUUGAAAACGAAGAUAUUAAGACUGAUAUAAACGAUAAAAAUUCUCUACUAACAGAGGAUAUUAAAAAAUCGAAAGAUAUUGCAUCCAAGGAAAAAAUGUCGAAACGUACGAAGAAAAAAGAACACCUGUCUCCUAAGCAUGCAGCUGAACAAACGAAACAAUCUUUUUACGAUAAGUUCCAAGAAGAAAUCGUUUUCAAGCAUGAUUCAACGAAGAAAGAAGAAACCUCAAAGUUUACAAAUCAAUCUCUUCCGAAAAUUGAUAAUGUUGAUAACGAAAAGACACAAGAAUCAUCGAAUAAAAAUGAAACUGAAACUGAAUUUGAUUCUAAAGUUUCAAGUGAUUCGGUCAACAAAGCUCAAGUAUAUAAAAAAUACAUAAAUGAAACACAUAAUAAUUUAGAAUCCGAACAACCGUCUUCGAUAGGGAAGGCUUUGAUUAUAGAAAAAAUGAUUACUACCGUAACGACUACCACCAGCGUUCCAGGAUCGGUAAAGGUCAAGCCACCCGAUGUCAAGUCCGUUAAAUCGGUAGAAAUAAUAGAAAACAUACCCCUUCCCAAAAUUGUAGGUUCCAAAGUUAUUGAGUUAAUCACUUUGCGUCCUGAAACUGUAGAGGCUAGUCUUACUACUACUUACGCUAGGGUACCAAAUGAUUCUCUCGUUAGUAUGCAAUCGGAUCAGGCAGCGAUUUCUCAAAAAGUAGGUUUAACUUCCGCGAUUUCCACCGAAAGCAAUGUGAUAUCCGACGAAAUGAUCCUAUUCGGUAGCGUGCAAGAUAGGAGAAGGGUUUGUUCGAGCACUCCAGAAAAUCGCGAUAUGUCAAAUAAGUCCCCGCCAAUGACUUCACCCAAAAAGGAGAAAGGAGAAAUUAUUACUCAAUUAAAUGAUAUAGAAGGAUUGGAAAAUCAAUUAAAGGUAGAAAUUUCUGAAGAAAAACGAGAGAAUGAAAAGGAGAAUACAGUUAUAACAACAUCAGAAAAUAUUGCUGUUGAUACUAUUUUGACACAAAAUGAUAAUAUUAUAGAAGACCAAAAUAUUGAUAAUUCAGAUAAAAAUAAUUAUAAUAUAUUAAGUGAAACUAGUCAAGCUGAUUCAAAUAUUUUAAUUGAGAACGAUAAAUGUACAAAUGAAAAUGAAGUCAAUGUUGCUAAUACAAUAACUAAUAAUAUUCAGGAAAAGGUAGAUAGAAAAACAGAAUUUACAAAGGAAUGCGAAAGUGAACACACAAUCAGAAAAGUAAAGAGUAAAGAAAUACCUGAAAGUUCGAAAAUAAAGAAGGAAAUAGUGCCUGAACAUUUAUUAGAUCUUAUUAAACCUUAUGCGAUGGACCGCCAUGCUUACAAUCAUGCAGAAAGUAAUUUUCACCGUUACUUUAAAGUUGUUAAAACAGUAAAAAAAGUACAACCUGCUGUUACAGUUCUUACAAGAUCAGAAAGCAUAGAAAGAAUUGUACAAGAUUCGAUAAUGAAACCGAUCGAUGUUAAAUCAUCGAACCAAGAAAUGAAUGAAAGCAAUUAUAGAAGACAUGCUUUUAUCGUAGAAGCGCCAAAAUAUCCGAUCACCAGUUUUUACGAAUUUGAAUCGCAAUGGAUUAAAAUGAAAUUCAUGCCUGAAAAAUCCGUAUCUAUUUCUUCUGAUGACUCUCAAGUAUCUGUAAAAACUGCAAUAGAAAGAGAGAAACAAAUUGUUAAUGAAAAGGAAGCUAUAAAUGUAGUGUCUGACUUUACAAAGGAUACAAUUGCGAUUGUAGAGAAACUUGAAACAAUCGAAACAAAUGAUAGUGAAGAUAAAGAUAAAAAAUCGAAAGAUUUACAACAAUCUGUACAUUUAGUUUCAGACGAUUCUUGGAUGAGUAUUUUAGAUGAACCAAUGAUGAUUGAAGACGAUUUUGAUGAUACAUUUAAUUCAGAAGAAAAUACAAUUGAUGAAACGGUAGAUACAAAAUUGAUAGAUAUUGAAAACCAAUAUCGAACAAAUGAAAUACAGAUACAAGAAAAACGAUUAUCCGAAAAUAUUUCUGAAGUUGUAGAAAUUCCAUCGUGCAUAGAAUCAAUUGAAGAGAUUCGAGAACCAACUAUAACUUUAGUUAGCACAUCUGCUAAUAAUACGCUAUUUAAUAAUAAUGUAAAAGAUUUAAUUAGUAUUACUAAUGAUUCAAUACUACAAUCAGUUAUAGAAUUAAAUGUCUCCGUUGAACCAUCUACCGAAAAAAUCAGUAAUAAUCAGUUAACAGAUGCAGAAAUAAUAAUAGAUACAAAUAUUCAAGAAAACAAAACCGAUAUAAAAAAUAAUAUUGAAACCGAUCAAGAAAUUAAAGAAAAACCAACAAAGAUAUCAUCUGUACAUCUAGAAUCUGAUGAUGCUUGGAUGGCUCUUCUUGAGGAAGAAAUAACAAUUGAUGAUGAUUUCGAUGAAUUGGAAACAAUAAAAGAUAGCCAAAUUAAAAAAAGAGAAGAAGACAUUGAAAUAAAAAAAGCAAAAACUAAACAAGAAAUCGAAGAAAAAGAAAUAAAAAAGAAAAAAUCAAUAAUUGAAAAACAAGAAGCCACAGUAGAACAGAAGAAAGAAUCAAUUAUUGAAGAACAACAAAAAAUUGAAAAAGAAACAAUAAUUGAAAAACCAGAAGAAAUUAAAGAGAAAAAUGUAAUUGAGAAACAUGAAGAAGAAAAUAUUGAGAUUAAAGAACAAAAAACUGAAAUUUUAAAUGAUACGUCCCUAACAGAAAUUGCUGUAAAAGAUGAAUAUCAUACUAACAUAAAAGAUAUUAAAAAUGAAACGGUUACGAAUGAAAAACAAAACGAUAAAACAAAAAAUCAACCAAGGAAAAAGAAAGAAUUAAAACAUGCUAAAGUCACAAAAACUAAAGAUCAAGCGAAGGCUAAAACUGCAAACAAGCAGAGUGACAACAUUAAAACAGACAUCAUUAAAGACGAUUUAUCAGACGAUUUACAAAGUAAUUUAGAAGAACAUAAACUGGAAAAUAAAAGUGAUUGUAAAACAAAAGAAACAGAGAAAUCUUUGAUAAUAGACAAACAACAGGUUGAAUCGCACAAAGAUAAAGAAGAGUGUGAGAAACGUGAAGAACGUAAGCCGAAAUCCAAAAAAUCCAAAAAACAAAAUCAGAGAUCUGAAAUUAUUCUUAAAGAGAAAUCAGCAUUGGUGAAAUGUGAGGAUAACUUAAAUAAAGAUGACAGUAUUGUUCUCUCUAAAGCGGCAGAAUCCGAUGUCACAUUUGAAACAUCAUCAAUUGUGGAAAACCAAAAACAAGAAUCAAAGGAUGACAUGCCUAAAUAUGACAGUCGAUUAAAUCCGAAUGCUAAAUCAUGGGCAGCAAUUGUUGGUAAAAAAGGUACAACAGAGACAACUGUUACUAUGAAAGAUGACUUUUUAAACAUUCAAACAUCCGCUAUUAUUCAAGAUACAAAUGAUAAUGUCACAAAUGUUGUAAAAGAAGCACCGAUUGAAUAUGAUUCAUGCGAAAUUCCAUCAAAAGAAGAAACACUCACAACGCACUUACCUUUAUUAGAAAAGCAAAAUGACAUUGAAGAAUUAAAAGCAAUAGUGGAUGAAAUCAAACCGAUCGAGGAGAAAUCCACAGAACUCUUGAAACAGCUUAAAGAAAGUAAUAAAUCUUACGCACAAGUUACAGCUUCCUCCCGAAGAACUUCUCCUCAGAUUUCUCAAGAAGAAACGUACUCAGUAAAAACUAUUCCAUUAAAGACAGAUUAUUCGGCGAUUAAUGUAAAAACAUCCAUUUCAAAUGAAAUGCAUGAAGAUUUUAUUACAGAAGAAUUACAAAGUCCAUUAGAACAAGAUAACAAACAAGAUGAAAUGAUAGUACAGUCUUCUGAUUAUAAAACAGUUAUCGCAAACCUCAGUUCCCAAGAAGAAUCAAUUCCUUGGGUAGAAGAAGUGGAAAAAGAAACAAUGGCUGUUUCGACUAUCUCUAUUGAUUCAAUCAAUACGAAAGAUAAUGAAACAUAUGUAAAAUCAGAAAAUACAUGGGCUACAAUAGUUGGUAAAAAAUCUAUAGAAUCAUCGGAAGGUAAUGAUAUUAUUAAUCUCGAACAAAGAGAACAAAGAGAAUUUCCUAAACCAGAACAAAAUAUAGAACCUCCGCUGCAAGUCCAGAUUUAUGUGGAGGAGGCUCCUAAACAAGAACCUAUAGAGAAUUUAGUUCAGGUAGACGAACAAGGUUUUAUAGAAUUUGUUAAUCGGAAGGAAUUACGUUUUAGACGUUCCAGAUCGCGCUCACGAAAUACUAGACAAGAUAAAAGAUACGCAAACAAAGAAAUAAAAGCACUAGAUAUAAAAUCUGAAAAUAGUAAAGAUAUUAAAGCUAAAGAAGAAAUUGAAAAUAAAAUUAAGCAAUCUGUACAAAAAACUGAAAAUGAACAGAGAACAGUUGAUGAGAACGACGAAUUAACAAAGAUUAUGAAAGAAGAAAAUGCCAAAUCAUCUAAAAGCAGAGAUAAAGACAAACAGAAAAAUGAUUCGAAUGAAAACACAAUGCAAUUUGCAGAAAAUAAAAGUCAUAUUGAGAAUAAAAUUAUUCAAGAAUCAAAACCAAGCGCAACACUUAAAGGUAAAAAGAUUAAAUCAAAAAAUAAAGCUGGUAAAGAUUAUAUGAAACAACAAUCUGAAGUUAAUGAACACAAAGAAUUAAAACAUAUCGAAAAACCGAGAGAAGAUAAAUCUGCAAAUGAAAACAAAACAGAAUAUAAUAAGAUCCAAUCAGAAAAUAUUAAAGAUCAAUCAAUAAAAGAAAUAGAAUUAAUUAAAGAUACAGAGCAUGCGCAAGAGAAUAAAUGCAAGGAUAUAGCACUUCCAAUUAUAAAUCAAGAUAUUACGAAAUCUAAAAAGAAGAAAAAUAAAAAGAGAAAAUUUGUAAUUGAACUGAGUGAAAGUACUUUUGAUAUAGACAAAAAGACAGCUAUAGCUGAAGAUUUAAAGAAGAAAACAGAAUUGCCACUAGAACCAAAAUUAGAUGAAGUAAAACUUGAAGCAGUUACUAUAGAUAUGACAUGCAAUAUACUUACGUAUCCAGAAAAUGAAGAAAUUCCAGCAGAAAAAAUUAAAAGACAAGAAAAUAUUAAACAAGUUAUGAUUCCUACAGAAAAGAAAACUACAGAAAAAGAAAGUAUUGAACAGAAAAUGAUAGAUGACGAAUCGAAAAAUACAGAGAUACAUACAAAAUCUUAUUUAGAAAAAAUAGAAAAAAAUAUUACGGAAGAAAAAGAAAUUCCUAAAUUCACAAAAGCAGAAAAACGUAGACAGAAGAAAAAAGUAAAAAUAGCCCAGAGCAAAUUUACUGAUUUAUCUGAAGAUAUAAAUACUAUUGAAAACAUUAAAAUAAAAGAAAGCGCAUCAUCAAAAGAUAAAAUAGAUGAUGAGUCAAUAAUUGAGAUACAAUCUGUACAAAGAGAAGAAAUUGAGAAACCUUUGGAGAAAUUCGAAACUGUAAAUGAAACCUCACUUCCACAUAUAACUUCGCUAAAAGACAACCAAAAAACUAAAAGCAAACCCAAAUCGAAAAAAGAGAAACAACAACAAGACGAUAAAACUAAGUCUCAAAAUUUUACAACUACAUUUAUAACUGAGCCUAAGGAAAUUGAAACUCUAUCCAUUGUAGAAAACACUGAAGUAAAUUUAUCUAAAGACAUAGAAAUAUGCGACAUUACGCAAACUAAGGAAGAAAAUAUCAAAGAUCAAAUAUUAAACGAUGAAAUAGUUGAAAUUUUACAACCUCCAAAAAAUGUAAUUACCAAAGAUCAUUUCUCUAUUGCCACGGAAACAAUUAAGCAAGAAGACAUUAAAGAAUUAAAAGAAAAUAUUCUUGAAGCCCAAGAAGUACUCAAGGAUAUUAUGACAGAAAAAACUGAAAUUGACUUGCCUCAAACAGAAGAAUCUAACAAUAUUUGUUUAUCUAAAUCUGACAAUAUUUUGAAAUUACAUGAUAUUACAAUUAAUAAUGAUAGUACCAAAAUAGAAUCGGUAUUGAUAUCAGAUAAAAUAAAUGAUGAAAUUGAAACAGAAACUCCAGUUAAUCAUAUUUGCAUGCAAAAGGAGUUACCGUGUGACUCGGUAAAUACAGCUAUAAAACAUUCUCUACCGUCAAAUAAAUUAUCUUCAACUGUGCAACAGUUCGAAGACGAGGAUAAAUUGAAACGCAUUGCAAGUACCGAACAAGAAAAUUCUAAUAUUUUAGUUGAGCCAUCCAAAUCUAAAGUCCAAUUCUAUAUAGCGGACGAGAUCUUAGUUCUGACUCCUGAUCGACGAAAACACGUUCCAUCAACAUCCUUCUUGCAAGAACAAUCUGAUUCGUGUACAACUGAUUCGUGUACAAUUAAUUCAUGGUUCCUGUCCAUUGAUGAUGGUUUUUGGCCUGACAAACGACCCUAUCACGAAGCUGAGCGUGAUCAUUUCGAGAACUUAGCCUUACAUACAAAAAAAAAUCUCUCACAUAAUAGUAAACGUGAUUCCGACGAUCGUCCUCAAGAUCACGACGACGACAAUUCGGGCGGUGGUAGCGGUGGUAGUAGGUCAUGGGAUUCUUGUGGAAACUCAUGUUCUCUUCUGGGUACACCUCAGACAGAGCGUAUGAUAGCCGAUCUACCCGGUGGCAUAUGUAGCUGGAGCGACUAUAGCACUUAUCUAUCGAGCGAGAGUGAGCGGACAAUGGAUCACAAUCUACUACUCGGCACGAUCGAGGAUCCAACAUUACAUUCGGAUUUAUCUUUGGAUAAUUCGUUGCCAAACAAAAUCCAGUCAUCAUCCCUUCCCUCCCAGGGUCCGCAGACUGAAUCGUGCAUGGAAUCUCUUGCAAACGUCGAAAUAACACCGAGGGAAUAUCCUGUCUCUUCUUCGAAUAGUUUCCGAAGUUCCAAUGAUCCUAGCACUUGCACCAAAUCAUCGACCUUUACCCACCUUCCACAAUCCAAACUGCAUUUAGGUAAAGAGACGAGGGAGGGAUCCGUGCAACGGUGCAGCCCGAACGGGGAGGUGGAGAGAGAGACGGCUAAAGGCGAGGCUGAAAGGAUACGCAGGAUCCAGGAUAUUGAAGAAGGCCUCGCUUCUUUACAAGCAAGACUUUUGAAUCUCGAAGGAACGAUGAGCUAUUUGCCUCGAGAUAGUAUAGAGUCUAUGCUUUCAUCUCUUAUGACUAUAUUAAUGGAGCUUCGCGCCUACGAUGAGGAUGCUAUGCAACUUCAAAAGCGAUUACAAGAAAUUCCUGCCGAUAUUGAAUCUCAAAAACUCUCGGUAGCUUUAACGGGAAUUCAUACACGCGUCACUUCCCUUCUCAAUCAAGCAGAACAAGGGAGGACAGCUCUGGAACAAGCACGAGAAAUUCGAGAGAAACGUGGCCAAGAGAUUCAUACUUAUAAAUUAUUCCUUGAAGAGACAGAUACUUGGUUAAGAAAUGUUGUAUCAAAAUUGCAUGAGCAACAUUCAAUUAAUACCAGCAAGGCUUUACAGGAAGAAUUAACGAGUCGUGCACAUCAAGUCUCAGAACUCGAAUCAUUGCCGGAAGUGAGCGCGCUAGCAAUAGCGUUGAAGGAAGCCCUCUUGGACGUAAUUGACCGUCUCCAACGAAAGCAGCAGGAGAUCUGUGAUGAGGAAGCUCAAGCUGACGAUGAAUCGACAGAGAGAGAUAAUGCUACUUUGGAUGAAGCACCCUCAAUUCAUUCUUCCAUAGAAGGCGGUUCGCCAUCUUUGGCUGAUGUUUCUUUACAGACAGGUCAAAGUUUACUAAUCGACGACGUUGUCGCAAGAAAAGCACAACUCACAAAACAGACGUCUACAACGCAGAUGCCGCCGUCAACCACGUGCCAUUCUCUCACCACGCAGACAUCACAAGAUUUAUUGCCGAGCGAGAGUGCUCAAACGCAGGAAGCUAUAAAGGUUUUAAAAACUACAACAGGCGAUCAUGAUGUAAUCGAAAUAGCGACCAAAUUCGUACCGUCUAGUUCUAGUCAAGAAAUAGCGCGUCGGGAACAAUCCAGCAUUCUAUCCAGCGAAGAUAUCGUUGUCGAUAUGAAGUAUCAAGACGCGAAGACCGAUAGUGCAACGAGCGAAUUAAACAUUGUCCACGCUGCACCACAGUCGUUUGAGACGAUUUUGGUCGAACCAGACGACAUCACUACCGAAGUAGUCGUCGACGCUGAUGGCACCAAGAGAAUAAUCGUAAGAAAGUUACGACGUACAGUCACCAGCAAGCAAACCACACAACAGCGCGUGUCCACAAUGUCGACAGCAGUCGGAGAUACGCCAACGAUGAUGCAAGCUUUCUCAGAAGCUGCGAUGAGAGAUCAACAAGUCACCAUGACCAGAACAAGACCAGAUGGGACUAUCGAGACUACGACAAGGCAGAUUUACGGCGGCAAAGUUACUACAAGCGCCCCCGUCGAAGGUAUCAAUGUAGAGGAAUAUGAAUCCGAACCCCGUUACACGCGCAUGGUGACGCAAGGUCAGAUAGGAGAUAUCAGCUGUCAGCCUGUCGAAGAGGAGAUACUGAUGGAGGGUGGUGAGUAUCAAACGAGGACAUCAAGCGUUCAUGCUGUGGUGCAACAAGUCACAAGACGGGUGAUUAAGCGAACGCGUAAAAUCAUCCGAAAAGUUAUCAUCGUAGAUGGUAAAGAGACCACUACUGAAGAGGUAAUCGAAGAACCUGAAGAAGUAGAAAUAGAUGAGCAGGAUAUACCACAUAUCAGCAUCAACGUAGUUAAGAGCGAAGAUCAAAAGAUUUUCCCAGUGGAAAAGGCAAUAGAGCAACGGGAAGCAUCAGAGAUGUCAAUGGAAUCUUAUAUCUCCGAAACUCCGAUGCAAGGACCAUUUUUUGGACCAUUUGCUAAAGAUAUAACGAGCGUAUAUCGAGAUAAAGCAGAGGAAAUCACAAAAACUUCAGUAACAAUUGCGGAAGAAGAUGACAUCUUGAAAAUCAAAACAUUGGAUACUGAAAAUCGCAAAAAAGAAAUUACAUUGUUAGAAGAACCUACGAUAAAAAUAGCAGACUCUACAACGGACAUAGCUGAUUCUAAGAUAAAAUUAACGGAUUCUACACAAAUUGCAGUGCUCUCUUCUUUGAAAGAGCAUAUAAUACAAGAUGAAAAUUUGAUAAGCAUUCAAGCUGAUGAAGAUAUUUCUACUGUACAAAGUGACGAAAAUAUAGCACAAACAGAAAUUAAAUCACAAAUGAUGGAUAAACAAGAAUACAAACACUUUCCUACCGAGGUAAAUGGCACAAGUACACUUGCGAUCGAUAAUCAAGCGCUAAUCGUUGCUGAACGAUCUGCUGUUUUGCAGACUCCUGUUGAAGAUAUUGUAACGGUACAAUCGGAAUCUGUAAAAUUUCCAUUAGAGCCGGCCGUAACAGAUGAUGAACCAGUGGUCACCAAGGCUACUUGUAAGUCUGACGAUGCACCAGUAAAGAGCGAAACACUCAGUAUCGAGCUAGAAAAUGGCACGGUAGAAGUAGAGACGCACCAUGAUGAUAGCAGCACUGUAGAAGCAGAUAAAAAUAUCGAUGUAUUGAAUGUUGUAUUAGAGAAAGAAUAUGCUGAAAAAGAAGAAUCGAAAAGAAAAGUCUCUCUCGAAUCAUCUAAAGAAGUUACAACUUUAACAUCACUUCAAAAAUUGGAGCUAGGAAACAGAUCGAUUGCUUUAACAAGUAAGUUAGAUAUUUCUGAAUCUGACAAAAAUGCGGAAAAACUUACUUCAAAAUUGAAAGAUGCGGAAAUAUCUUCCAAAGAACGACAAAUAUCACCAGAAUUGUUCAUAAGUGAGGAAAAAGAUAACUCUAGGGAUGAAGCAUUCAAACCAGAAUACAAACCGAUGUUUCAUAAGGUUGAAAUAUCUCUGUCGGUGCGUAAAGAAGAUGAAGAAGUGGAACCAUUAGUUUCCAUCAAAACUCAGGCAGAACGGCCCGAAAUUGCCCCGUAUAGCAUCGUUAAAGAAGAUGUAGAUAUUAAUCUUCCAGCGGACAAGGAAACGACAGAAGUGAUAUAUGAUAAAAUUGUACAGACUACCGCCUUUCUCACUGCUGAAAAAGAAACAGAAACCUUACAAUUAAGUACUGCAGAAAAAGAAGUCGAUGUUUACAUCGAAUCAUCAGAAAAGAGUAAAUCGGAUAUUACAAGUCAUAAAAGUAGAAAAAAGAAACGAUACAAGGAUGAAUCAGAAUCCUUGGAAAAACCAGCAGAAACAGAUUCUAGCACUUCCAUUGCUACAUCAAUUGCCGAAUCUAUGGAGAUCAAUAUUCCAUCAUCUGAUUCAUCCAAACAUGCUAGUGAGCAACCACAACCGGACGUCGCAGAUAUUAUCAAGUCCGAAUCUUCUCUAAGCUUAGAUGACAGCAUUGUGGCAGAGAACGACGGAUAUCAACUGGACGAUAAAACUAUGGAUGAAUUGUCGAUUGCGGUGGAAAAUGAAGAUGGCAUAAAGAAGAAAAGGAAAAAGAAGAAGAAACAAAAAGUUCGGCCACUUCAAGAUGAAGAUUUGACUUAUAUGCCCAAGACUAGUAGUGAUGAUGCGGCGUUCACAGACAAUAGUCUUCCUUUAGAAAUUUCUGAAGUAAAAGACAUGACCGCAGAGGAUAAGACAAAAGAGGACAUCACAAUAGAAAAAGAUGGUCGAAUUAUAGAAGAAGAAAAAAUGAAAGAAGAUACAACGAAGCCAGAAGAUGAGGCAAAAGAAAUUAAAGUCGAAACAAUACAACAAGAAAAUAAACGUGAAACUACGUUAGAUGACGCGAAUACUCAAACAGCUGUAGAAACGUGUGAUGUAUCGACUUCGCUUACUCCAAAAGAAGAGGAAAGUCUUUCUACGUUCAUGCAAACCUCUCCUGAGCCGAUACCGAUCACUUUGGAAGAAGAAAUACAAACAGCUAAAACUGAAGAGAUUCAUAUGGAGACGCAAACUUUUUUAGAACCCGGGCUUGAUUUCAGCGCGCAAACUAUCGCGGAAGAAACACCGGAAGUAGAAGAUUCAGGUGUACAAACUAUGACACCCACGGCGACGCCAAUGGAAGAGUUCGCUAUUCAAACUAGUCCAAUAGAAGAUAUUAUUCCUGCCUCAGUGGAAACGGAAGAUUUUCAAGCACAGACGACUAAAAUUGAUGUUCACUCCAUGGAAAUACAAACUUCACCUGUUGAAUUAUCUUCAAUGAUAGCGACUGAAACUCAAACAGCAAUAAAUAUUGUAACAGAAGUCGAGCAACAGACUACUCCACCACUAGUAGCAGAGAAAAUUAUUAUGCAAGAAAUUUCUAUUCAAACGUUGUCUGAAGUGCCAGAAUUUUUCGAAAGAGAUAUGCAAACAAGUGCCCCGAUUAGUCCAGAACAACUAGAUGUUUCGCAUACAGAUACUCAAACAAUCGCAGAGCCAGAAGUUCCUGCUGAAACGACAGAAACACAAACGACGCCUGAAGAGAGUCCUCGAAAAGUGGAGUUGCAGGAAUCUGAAAUGCAAACAAAAUCACCUGAGCAAACCAAAGAGACUAUGAUGCAAACAAGUCCAACUAUAGUUAGUCCGGAACCUACACAAGUGUGCGAAGAAUCUGCUCAAACUAGCAUUGAAGAUAUGAAACAAACUAUAGAAGAAGAAUCACAGACAUCAGAAAUCAGUCCAAAGAAAACUGAAACUUCUGAUAGUUCGGUGCAAAUAAAGACAAAAGAAUUGAUACCACAAAUUGAAGAAAGUGUACAAAAUAUUCCCGAAGUGCGUGAGAUCAGCUCACAAACACCAAAAGAAGAGAAACAACCAAUUGAGACAAUCUCAGUAUCUCAACAGACAACAUAUGUUCCUACUCAUACUGUUGAAGUAUCUACGGAAGAUUUUAAAACAGGAAUAGUUGAAACAGAAGAUCUGAGCAAAAUGCCCGUUCCAAUUACCUAUGAAGAGAUGAAGAAGAAAGAAAAAAUAGAUUUAGAAAAAACUCCAGCAGCACCUGAUGUACAAGUACCAGAAAUUGUGAAAUCCGUAGAGGAAGUAAAAGAAGUAGAAAUCGUGAAUAAGCUGAUAUCAGAGAUUCCUACAACGAUCCUAGAAAAUAUCGUACAGAUGAAUACUCCCGUCGAAAAAGAAACAAAACAUGAAUUUUCUGAAAUAUCUAUGAUGGUAGAACAUCCAAAACCAAUGGAGAUUAUUACAAAAACAAAAGAAUCUACGCCAUCUUCCAUGUCAGAAAAGGAUAAUACUUCGGAUACGUCAUUUGAAAUCCAUGUUCACGCGACUAUAGAACUAUCCGCCAGUGAUACACUCGAUAGUGUUGCAUCUGUUAGCAAAGAAACGACCGAUACUUCGCAAGAUACCACGAUUGCUGAAGAUCUCAAUAAUGACAUAAUCGCGGAACAUGAUAAUAAGGUAUCGAAACGGCAAAAAAGAAAAAGAAAGCAUAAAAUCAUGGAAAUCAUACCGAGCAAGGAUAAGUCAGAGCUUGAAUCCGCAUUUAGACAAUCCAUGGAAUCUCAAGAUACUGUCGCAGAAUUGUCUUACUGCGAUGUUGCUAAACAGCAUACCAACAGACAAUCUCCGAUGGAAAAUGAUGAUAUAUUGGAGCAAGUGGCAUCCGAAUAUCCUUCUCAGAUAACAUCACAGAUCGAACCAGAUGUGAAAUUGGAAAACACUGCAUUAAAAACUAUGAUAGAAAAAAUUAAUCGACGUGAAGAAGGUAUUCAAGAAACAUCUUUGGAUAUUUCAACUACCUCGGAAGUAGUACCUGCAUCAAUGAGUGAUCCAUCUGUAAUCGAGUCGAAUAACAUUCCAGAAACAAUAGUACCUGAAGUAGCAACAAUGCGAAAAACAUUUGCGCUUAAUAGACCGAUAGUAGAACCAUUGUUAAUAUCGUCGGAUCAAAAACCAUUCGUAUCUACGCAGUUGUCGCCCGAACCAAUGGAUACUACUGAAGAGCCGCUAACGCCCAUAGAAAUCGAGCAACCUAUUUUGAAUAAAGAAAAUAUUAAACCAUUGCGAACGGAAAUCAAGACAUACGCCGAAGUAAUAUCUGAAACACCAGCAGAAAUAUACGAAAAGAAAGAACCGCAAUUGUGGAAAGAAUCCGUUAUUCAAGUAUCGUCUCCUCAAGCAUUAUCUGCGGCUUUCCUUUUAAAGGAAUCUUUAGGAUAUAGCGCUAAACCGCAACAUCAAGGAACGCAAACAAUGCAAGCAGCUAAAAUAAUAACUGACCGAGUAAAGAAUCUACAGAAUACUAAUGAAUCGAGUCAUUUAGGUAACAUCUUGCAUAUCGCACAUCUAGAAGAAGUCACCACAGAAAGACUCGCGGAGGAGCGCUCGUCGGAUGUUCGCAGAGAACUGGCGCAAUUAAAAAAUGCUGUUCAAGAAAACGAUGUCAUAGUCGUCGAAGAAACUCUCGUUACCGUUGUCGAAACAAUCUCAACUUGGCUAGAAACCAUUGAAUAUCGAAUCUUCUUAAACAGAGAAUGUCCGACUGGACCUUCUGACGAGGAUGCCAGAACGUUCAUUGAAUUGAAAGAUGAGGUGAAUAAUGUAGAAGAAAGUGUCCGUGAGCUCGAUAAUAUUUGGAAGCAAUUAGAGACAAGCUAUCCGAAAGAGGAAUGGGAGAAAUUACGAGAAUGUGUAGACGCCCUUGAGCAUCAGGUGAAAAUUAUCGAGCAUGUUAUUACUGACGGAGAGAAACACGCUAAUAAACAACUCGCACGAUGGGAUGAAUUUCUAAAUAGCAUUAAUAACAUAUAUAGAUUAGUCGAAGAACAACGUAAAGAGCUCGAUUACAUAAUCGAAAGCGAGUAUUCCACACAAUGGAAAUUACAGGAACUCGAUAAAUUAGACAAUACCAAUUGCUGUCAUAUGUGGAAGACAAGUAGUCUUCUCGAUGCUGUUCAAGAAUUACUGCGUGAUCAUCCCGGCAAGAUUAUACCUGAAGAAAUCUACGCAGCGCAUGAGAUGACAAAGAUCAUCGAACAUGGUAUAUGUAUCGAACGAGAACGUCUUCUCCAAUUGCUUGCUUUAGCCGAAGAAUAUGAGCAAACUCUUCAGGAAUUUGCGCAAAUUAUCGAAAUCGCUGAAAAUUUGCUGGACAGUCCGAUAUCCGUAGUAAGCCUGGAACAUCUUCAGGAAGAGAUGCAGAAGCACAGAAAAUUUUUCGUCAAUCUGAACCACUGUCGCGCAAUUCUCGAAUCAUUGGAAGGUAAUCUAGAUUCUGAAACUAGAGCCAAACACUCUGGUUUGCACGAAGAACUACAUAGUAAAGCAACAGCGCUGCUCGAUCAAGCAGCUUCAAGAGCGCAACAAAUGGCUUUGGCGGCAUCGCGAUGGAUGCUACUCGAGCAGGGUGUAAAAGAAGAAAGAGGAUGGCUCCAGGUUGCACAUCAACGAGUUCCUGAUCUUCAAACGGUGACUUCGACUGACUACGAUCAAUACAUUUCUUUAUAUCAAUCUCUAUCAUUGGAUGUAGCAACUCAUCAUGCACGAUUAAUUCAUUUACUCGGUGUGGCACGUAGCCUCCUUGAUCUUAUCGACAUCGAGGAUCCUGAUCGAUAUAGUGAAGCUCUAGACGUGAUCGUCAAACUGCAAGACAAUAUCGAAUCCUCUCUAAAAAGACUAUUGGCUUUUAGAGAGAGUUGGAACAAUCAAGAGAUACUAACAAACCGCGUAGAACAUUGGAUAACAAUGGCCGAGAAGGAACUUGCUACAUUACAUGAUCCAUCAGGAAGUUCUAUGCGUCAAUUCUGGGAAUUAAAAGCACAAUAUGAGGUUCACAACAACAUGCGUAACGAAGCAGACAAUUACUUCGAGCAAGCUCUACGAAUUAUACCUCUGUCGGACGAAAUGUUGCAGCGACAGUUUCACUACGAGUUGCAGGGUCGUUGGAAUGAGGUUAGUAAUAAGAUCAACGAAAUUCAAAAAGAUGUCACUCGCAGCAUUUCCUCGGACGAGAUCUCGUCGAAUGAGAAACUAAAAUUACUCGAGAAGGAACUAAAUGAGUUACGAAUGACCAUCAAUAGUUUCCAUGGAGUGCUGAAAACAGAAGAAGAACUAGAUCUAUAUGUCGAAAGACUCACUAUAUUGUUCGAAAGAAUCUCUUUAAUUCAGAACGAGAUAGGUAGAUUAGGUCUUUUACCAGCGGCGGAGAGCGAAAGAGUCGGAAUUUUAUUAUCAUCGGCGCGUUGCGUAGAAGGGCAGAUAAGCGAAGAACUAGAUUCGGCACAGCUACUCAGAGAAAAGAUUCAGACUCUUCAACGUGGAUUAAGUCGCUUUAGGAAGGCUCACAAAAGAUUAUCGAUGAUAUUGGAUCAAUGCGAAGGUAGCGAAAGACAAGAAAGCGAUCUGGUAGCCGCAGCUGUAGAUCGUUGUCAAUCUGUCGCCAACGAAUUAGCUGUCCUUUGGCAAGAUCUAAUGGCAUUAAGACAGAUGCUGCAUAAUUUACCAACCGGCAUGAGAGUGACAGUGUCGCCAGUGGGCAUAGAAAGAGACUUGUCUAAUAUACAGGAUGUACACACCGAACUUGAAUCCAGAUGCGCGCAUCUGCUUUCGUUGCUAACGAAUAGAUUGGAGUUAUGGCGACGAUUCGAGAGGCAGCUGGAAAUGGUGCAACAAUCCGUUCAAGAAGCAGAUUAUAUGAUGGAACUAUUAACCGUCCAAGACUCCGUUGAUUACGACAGAUUGCUGAAGGCCACGGAGCGCCUCGAGGGUUUGAACGGCGAUUUGGGUGCUCGAGAAGUUCUCAUUGGCGAAUUACGUGCCGCUGCCGAGCCUCUGCGGGAGAGUUGCGCCGCAGAGGUCCGCGAGAGGGUCGACGCCGCAGUAAAUGAGGCCGUACAGGCUUGGGAGGACACAAGGGCCGAAUUGGAUGCCCUUUGCACCCGAUAUCAACACGCGUGCAGGCUCUGGCAGCAAUACAGAGAUUCUAGCGCCGCGGUGAAGGCCUGGGUAGACACCCAAAUGAACAGUGUGGUAAAUUUACCACCGGAGGAAGCAGUCAAGCAAGUUAAGGUUUGCGAGGAGACACUGGCGGAGCACAAAGAAAGACUAGCGGAACUACGCGGUUUAGUGGCACAGAUCGCAUCGGAUGUGGGUUUGGACGCUGGUGGACCGCUGCACUGCGAAGUUGAAGCGCUAGGUCAACGACUCGAAGAUGUUCGAGAAACCUUGUCGACCCUCGCGGACACGGUGGAUGCCCGUGUCCUCAACCAGGAACUUGCCCGCGGUGAUCUAUGCCAGACGAAAAAUUUCCUGGAUUCGGUCCAACAGAGUCUAACAGCGGUGGGUCAAGGCGAGUCUAACGAACAACUGACGGUAUUACGAAAUCAUCUACUCGCGUUAACUCGAACCGAGCCGCAGCUUCAAUCCAUCAAGGAUCGCGCGUUAGAUGUUUCCGUGCAAGAACCGUCGGUGGUUGAGGUGGUCCAGUUAUGGCAACGCGUAUUUCAAGAAACCUUCCAGCAGUAUCACCGUUUGUCGACACGAUUAAUUCGUUCGCAAGACGUGAUUGCUGCGUUAAAGCUUUGGGAAGAAUAUUUGACGCAUGUGCAAGAUUUUCUGUCGAGCGGUAUGCCUGGUGAUUAUAACAGUUUAUCGGAGCAUCGGAAUCUCUGCGAGGUUCAUCGAAAACUUUUGCCUGAGCAGCAGAAUCUCAUUUUAACGGUGCGACAAGAGGAAGAUCGUGAUCGAUCGGUUACCGAGCAAUUCAAUGCCUUAACAAAUCUUCACAAUGAGACAUUGGCGAGAAUAUUGGAGCGACAUACGACAGUGCGUGACAGAAUAUCGGCCUGGGAUAGAUAUAAAUUAGAUCAAAGAAAAUUGUUGACGUGGUUAAAGGAAGUUGAAAGAGAACGGCAACGCAUGAACCUACAAUUCAUCCAUUUGAGAAGGCUUGAAAAGAUUCUGCAAAGAAUUCAGGCGCUGUUGGACAAGAUGCCAGUUGGCGAGAGUCAGAUAGAGUCUCUUCAGGAACAACAGGAGUACCUCCUAACUAAUUGCGACGAGGCGCUGGCCGUCUCGAUACGCAUGGAACAUGCUGCAAACGUACAACGGAUCGCAAAUUUGCGAGCCGGUUUGGAAACCUGGAGAGACUUCGUUCAACGAGUACAGAAAUUGCAUGAAGAACAUGUCAAGCAAUCUGAGAUGAUCGUCAUGACCUUCCAGGAAAUUAGCCAAACAUUAAGCGCGGGCUUCCAUGCGGAACUAACAAGUCUAUCCAGGACGAAAGAACAACUCGACUCUCUUGAACAUUUGAGAACUCGCCUAGCUAACGCGCAACGCAAUUUGGAAUCUCUUGGUGUAAUCACGGAACAAUUGAGAGAAUGUUUGAGUCCGAGUGACAUGAAGACAUUAAAUCAACAAGACGCGCUUCUGACGCAACAACACGGCGAUCUUGAAUACCAAUUAGCUUUAUUAUCAUAUAGACUCGGAGAACGUUGUGCUCUUCAUGGUCGAUGGGAAAACAGAUUAAAUAAAUUGUUGUCGUGGAUGGAAGAUGCAGUGACCAGAAUGCAGAACCAUGACACGAUGGCAUUGGACGAACCUGAAGAGGCAUUGAAGCGACUUGAAUGCGAAUUACAGACGGAGAUGAGUUUGAAACAGCGCGAACUCGAGUGGUUGCAGAAUACUGGGCAAGAGCUAAUAGAAGUCGCCGAAGAGACAGAGAAAGCAAAACUCCAGCAAUCCUUAGACGAAGUCAACGAGAAGUGGAAUCGUCUAAUGGCCGGCGGUAAAGCAAGAGCUAACAAGCUGAUCGAUCUAAUUCAAACUAUGAACUCAUUGCUCAAGAGGAUAGCUGAUUUACGAACUUGGCUGACCGGCAUCGAAAGUCAGCUAUCAGAAGUUAUCAUUAUUGAAAAAUUCACACAGAAAAACAUCGAUAAAAAGCUCGAAGAUCACGACCAUCUCAAGAUCACUAUUGAGACUGAAAGCGGUAAUAUCGGCGAGGUGCUAAAUUUAUGUGAAAUCUUGUUAAACGAUUGCGACACGUGGAAAGCUUCUUUUAACAUGGACCUGAUAAAGAACGGUAUGGAAAAUCUAGAGAAACGAUGGAAAGCUGUGUGCAUUAAAUCUACCGAGCGCAAGCGAAAAAUCAUGAUGAUUUGGAAGUUGUUGCAAGAGUUGGAAAAAACCAGAUGCGAGCAUGAACCAUGGUUAGUAAAAACAGAGAAAUCUCUGUUGGAAUUAGAGAACGAUCUUACAGAGAUCUCGAAAGAAGAAUCAAGAAAAAUAACCGAGAAAGCUAAAUUGAUCGCCAAAGAUAUCGAAGCUCAUCAGAAGGCCUUGAAAAUCCUAGAACAGAUAUUUGGACGUCUCGCCAAGUCCGGAUUGGAUACCGACAACUUUAGAUCUCUUACGGCCGAGACACGGAAGAUCAUUGAUAGAUGGUUGGUUCUAGAGACAAGAAUCAACGCCAUUAUCUCGAGCAUUCAACGGGAACAAAAGACUUACCGCGAGUUCGUAUCCACACAUGGUACUGCAGUAAUGGGCUUGACGCAGGUGGAUGUACGCCUAACGCAAAUGCAACAUCUCGCCACACCUGAGCAAAGAGCAUCGUUGCGACGAAGGCGUCAACAGUUGAGUGAAAUCGAGGAAGAGCUCGAUACUCAAAACAUUACGCUACGCAAAGCAGACGAAUUAGCAUUACGAGUUAUGCAGGAGAGCAAUCCUGACGACGUGGCCGCAAUUCAGGAACUAGUAGACGAAUAUCAACUUUUAUGGCGGGAUAUCAAGUCACGAGUAAUCGCGCUGAAAGCGGAACUGGAAACGCAAGAAAGAUCGGAAGUCGACGAGGCCGUGCAGGUAGAAACUUUGAAAUUUGAGCGAGAUACCGCGGUUCAAGUAGACACUCUACCAAGACUUAUCAGAAUGACUUCAUGUGAUGCAUAUUUGAUGGAAUUGGAAACUGCCCUGAACGAAUGCAACAAUUCCCUAAGUGCUUUGGAAGCAACGGUAACACCUGAUCCCGUUUCCGGUCCUGGGCUCAAUGCGGCUGCUAAAACUAUCGCUAAACUAAUCGGAAGUUGCCAGUCCUCGAUAGAACUGGUACGCCACCUUCAUAAUCUGCUCAUGGAAGACGACAAAUUGAAUUUAGGAAUUGCUAAAAGUAGUGAGGUAACAACACUAAUAGCUCGAUACGAAACACUCAUUGCACUAGCAAGAGCACGUGAACAGCAAAUCAGAGAGCUCAGAUCGCCAGUCACAGAUGCUUAUGCUUUUCCAUGUGACCAUGAUAGUGGCAGAUUGACCUGUCCAUUAUGUUCUCGUCGUAAUUGGGCUCAACUGGACAAUGAUUUAUGGCGUUUGGACAAAUGGUUGGAGUACGCCGAGGGUACGCAGAGUGAGCAGCAUUCGCCGCCCAAUAAUAUAGAACAAUUGGAGGAUGUAAUUCAGGAUCAUCGCGAGUUUCUAUUGGAUCUCGACAGUCAUAGGAGUAUUGUAACGAGUCUGAAUAUAGUCGGUACUCACCUAGUCGAUCAUACUGAAGAUACGGAACGUGCGAAGGAGCUUCGUGACAGAUUGGCUGUGGCAAACAGCAGAUGGGAGAAAAUUUGUACAGCUGCUGUGGAAUGGCAGGAUCAGUUGCAGCACGCCCUCAUGACGAAUCGCCAAUUUUAUCGUAUUAUAGAAGAAUUAUUAAGUUGGCUCGAACGCACUGAGAUCAGCAUUAGAGCAAGCGAACCAAUCGAUUUGACCGAAUCUAGCAAUAUCCUAGAAGCAAAAUAUAAUAAAUUUAGGGAACUGCGAAGUGAUCUGGAGCGUUGCGAGCCGCGAGUAAUAUCGUUACAGGAUGCAACUAAUCAUCUUUUGGAUGAACAGAUAGAAACUAGAACGCGUCUGCAAGAACUGCGAUUAAGGUUACAGUCAUUAAGAAGACUCACAGGAAUCUAUGCCCUUAAAUUAGGAGCUGCCCUCGGGCUGGACCCACGGGAUAUCGGUCUCGCUGCUACGUCUACAUCUCUUGCAUCUCUCUCACAUGAUCUGCUCGACGAAGCUGCCUCUGGGACUGCUCAGCCUCACGCCACCGGCACAGAUGGUGACGAAAGAGACCAAACGGUAUUGGCACGUGGUUAUCGUUUCUUAGGACGUGUUCUACGAGUUUCUCUUCCAAUCCAAGCAUUGAUGCUGUUACUGCUUGGCGUCGCAUCUCUGGUACCAUCUGCAGAAGAAGACUACAGUUGUAUGCUUUCUAAUAAUCUCGCGAGGAGCUUUACGCCAAUAGCUUUUUAUCCGAAUGGACCUCCACCGGUAUAACAGUAAACAAUGUUUAAAGACCUUAUUCUUGAAUAAUAUUGUAUACGAAAAUAUUAUAGAAAUUUAUAAUAUACGUAGCGUAUAUUAUAAUAUUUUCAUCCAUUUUGAUAUGCGACAUUUUACAAGAAUAUGGUCCCUGUCGUUUUGUUGCGUGUCACUUUGCCAACUUAAGAUUGAUACUUCUCAUGGAGCAUUGACGAGGCAAGCCAAUACAAAGCUGAUCAAAUUUCUUUACCUUUACCUUGCGUAAUUAGUAUUGAAAGAUAUGAAAUUCAUACUGCCUUGAGCUUUCUUCGUUAAUGUUUUUAUUGACUGCAGUUGCAGUGCGUGUAUCACAGGAAUCUUUAUAUAUGUAUAUUGUAAUUUUACACACGACGAAUUUGUAUGUAAGUAAUUAAUGUAACGGACCAAGUGGUGACUGAAAAUAUGUAGCUGACGCGAA